Coregonus sp. 'balchen' is the source of this 52723-nucleotide messenger RNA. NCBI's taxonomy places the organism in Eukaryota, Metazoa, Chordata, Actinopteri, Salmoniformes, Salmonidae. The record is from the annotation of a GenBank genome assembly.
AUGGAUGUCAGUCAAGAAGACCUGAGCAAACUGAGCAUAAUCAACUCCUCUGAUGAGAUUGAAUUAGAUCAUUCUUAUCAGGAAGACUUUUACUCAUCUGCUGAUGAAGAUGAUGUUGAUGAAGAUGAUGUGAGUUGAUUUAUUAUUAGCCAACUGAAAGUGAGAGUUUGUGUACUUAGAAGUGUGUAGGCCUAAUAAUCUCCAUAAUCUAACGUUAGCCUACUGUUUGCACAAUGUUUUUAUACUUCUUGCCAAUGAAUGUCUACUGGUUGCAAAUGCAUGCAAACCUAAAGUUGCACCUUUCAAUACCCCCAGGCUUCAGAAAAAAUCCCAGAAUCAAUGCUCAAAUAUUUUGAAGCCUCCAAGAACAGAGCAAAUCAGUUUGAAAAGCUCAUCCUUGAGGAUGUUCAAGAUGAUGGUAGGAACGAGGACCUCUGGAUAAUGCAUAGGCUACAGACAGAAAUAUAGAAAAUGCAUGGAUCAUUUAUUCAUCAGUCAGGCUAGCUGCUGGCUACAUGAUGCCAUACUAUUGUUGUGUCUUUGUACAUUGUCUGUUUUCAGAUUCCGGAGCAGCUGAGGUGUAUUCCGUCAUUUCAAGUCGUUCUGAAGACCUUUUAAUGGAACUGGCCUCUGACUUAGGCCUACACGAGGACCCAGUGACGUUAAAAGAACGAGUGAGUGUAGUUUAAUAAAGGCUUGUGUGCACUAAAGUCCUAGUGUUAUGUAAUUUGUGCUGGGACGUAGACUAAAUAUGUUUGAUUGAUUUAGGUCAUGUCCGAGAUGGAGGAUGAGGAGUUGAACACUAUCCCCAACGAGGCCUGUCCUCACACUGUAUCUGACGGUGACAUUACAGACAGCGUGCCACACAACAGUGAGGGUAUGUGUAGAGACUUCUGUGUGCGUGUGUGAUACAUAUGCCCACUAGAUGUCACCCUUGCCUCAUUGAGUCCAGCCCUAUAAAGAAAAUAAAAAAUGUGAUAUUCUUCAAACUAAUGGAGCUGUGACUUGUCUUUCUAUUUGACACAGAUGAUAUUGAAUGUGAUGCAUAUUUGUGGUCUGAAAAGCAACUCAGUCUGGAACUGAAAACGUUGGAGCGUAAGUUGAAAGAGGAGGAUGAGAGGAGAAUUGUGGAGCGAAAGAAGGAGCAGAAUGAGAAGAGAGAAAAGGAGGAGUGGAGGAAACACCGACAGAGAGACUUCGAGGAGGAGCUGAGGCGAAUAGAAGAGGGCAAUGUGGUGAGAUAGUUCACAUCAUCCCUUUCUCCCAUUUCCCGUUUCUAUGUUUAUCAGUAACUAAGACUGACUAACUGAAAAAGUCAUUGUCUGUCUGUAGCAUCAGCCUACAGGCAUGGAGGAGAUAAGAGAAAGAGAGGCAGAAGAGAAGCUUCAACAAGAGUUGCUCAAACAGCAGGUGGGCCAGAUUCAAUAAAACAUGUUUUGUUGAUGUGCAACCACUGAAACACUGGCUAUGGAGAGGGCUAGGUCAGAAGUGUUUUCAGAAGGGGCUCAUCUUUUUCUUUUGGUUUAACUUCUCCCCUCCAUUCUCCCACACUAACCAGGAGCUGAUCAGCAGCCUCCAGAGACAGAUAGAGGAGGAGAGGAGGGCCUUUGAGAAGGCGCAGGAGGAGGAGAAGAGGAAGACCCACCAGUCUCGAUGCAGGGCGGCCAUCACUAUCCAGGCUGCCAUCAGAGGCGUUCUGGCACGCCGGUGGACCAGGGCUGAGCUCCACCGCAGAAGAGAGGAACAAAGGAGGUGUGAGGAGGAGAGGAGGAGGAGGAGGAAGGAGAGGGAGGAAAGGUGGAGGAGGGAACAGGAGGAGCAGCGGCUGAAGCAGGAGAAGGAAAAAAGGAGGAGAGAGUUGGAGGAGGAGGAGCUGAAGAGGAGGAGGUUAGAGUAUGAGAGAGCCAAAGAAGAGGAGCGAGUCCGUAUAGAGAGAGAGAGACAGGAGGAGGAGGAGAGGAGAAAAGGGGAGGAGAAGAGAAAGAUGCACGAAGAAGAGAAGAGAAAGAAGCAUGAAGAAGAGGAGAAGAUAAAGAAAGAAGAGGAGAAGAGAAGGAAGGAGGAGAGGAGAAAGCAUGAGGAGCAGAUUAGGGAGGAGAGAGACAAGCAAGAAGGGAAGAAGGAGAGGAGAAAAAGACAGGAGGAUGAGGAGAAUGAAAGGAAAAGGAAGGAGGAGGAAGAGAUUAGGAUUGAAUCAGACGAGAGGAAACCAAAGAGCCUGCAAAAGCUGGAGACAGGAAUAGUGAAGGAGGAAAAAGCCAGAGAGGAGAAAUCAGCCACCACUGAAUGUUCCCCAACUGCCAGCUCUUCCCCCAUUGACCCCAGUGCCUCAGCCCCUGAGUCUGCCUUUGAGCUGAUGAGUGUAUCUCUACCAGAGCAGACAGAGCAGAGGAGACUGGCCUGGAUGAGGGACUGCACUUCCUGGUCCAAACUCUCUCUGCAGAACAAGAGGAAGCAGCAGCAGGGGGUCAGGACCCAGGGGAGGAGGGGGGCGAGGAGGGCUGCUGAGGGGAGCGGUUUACCCCCCCUCUGCCCAGACACACUCCUUCAGUCUGGGGCCUGGAACUCUCUUCAGGAGGUAACCUGCAUGAUACGAUCUACAACGUGAAACUCUUUAUUUCAGGGGUUGGUAACAGGCCCGUGAGUGUUUUUUUGAUUUUUUGUUGAAGUUUGGGAUCAAAAAAGACCAUAAAAUCACCUAGAAUUAAGCAAAAAAUGUGUUUAGGUUAGGAAAUCUGUUCCCAAGUAUUCCCAGGAAUAAAAAAAUAGACGUGAUCAUGUCUUAAUGUAAUCAAGGUCUGAAUUUAUUUGAAUCUAGUUGCUUACCCCUGCUUUAUUUCAUAAAGGUUCUUCCCGGAAAAAAAAGUGAUGUUUUAGGUGCGCUUGAUUUAGCUUGGAGUUGUCACCUUUUUUUUUACCCUUACAUUGUACAAGGAAAACUGAAAGUAUUAUACUGGAUUACAAGUAGGAUAUUUGAAAGUAUUGGACCUAGAUGUAUUUGACCCAUGUCUGCAAAACAGUCAAUCAGACACAUACAAAUAACCAACAAACCAACCAUAACAAAACCAAAAGCAAAGUUUCACUGACUGGGCUCUACCUUCCAAUGCAGGUGACCACAGUUGUUCUGGAGGAUAUCCCUGGCUGCAGCCUCACUACGUUGUCCCAAUGCCCCAGACUGCAGACCCUCACCAUGAGACGCUGUGGCCUUACAUCCCUGGAGGGCCUCAGUAAAUGCACAGAGCUCCGCUACAUCGAUGUACAGGUAAAUACACCACCAUUUACAUGCGGGAUAAGCUGUACAGAUGAAAAUUGGCUAUCUAGCUAAAUCUGGUGCAAUGGCAUGUUGUACAUGGUCCCUGACAAAUGAACAAAUAGUACCAUGGUAAUGACACUGAAAGCCAGAAAUUGUUUACACUGAUACAUUACUAUAUAGUACAACCAUACACUGCAUACUUGUGGGUAUAUAUAUAUAUAUAUAUAUAUAUACACACACACACACAGUGGGGAGAACAAGUAUUUGAUACACUGCCGAUUUUGCAGGUUUUCCUACUUACAAAGCAUGUAGAGGUCUGUAAUUUUUAUCAUAGGUAUACUUCAACUGUGAGAGACGGAAUCUAAAACAAAAAUCCAGAAAAUCACAUUGUAUGAUUUUUAAGUAAUUAAUUUGCAUUUUAUUGCAUGACAUAAGUAUUUGAUCACCUACCAACCAGUAAGAAUUCCGGCUCUCACAGACCUGUUAGUUUUUCUUUAAGAAGCACUCCUGUUCUCCACUCAUUACCUGUAUUAACUGCACCUGUUUGAACUCGUUACCUGUAUAAAAGACACCUGUCCACACACUCAAUCAAACAGACUCCAACCUCUCCACAAUGGCCAAGACCAGAGAGCUGUGUAAGGACAUCAGGGAUAAAAUUGUAGACCAGCACAAGGCUGGGAUGGGCUACAGGACAAUAGGCAAGCAGCUUGGUGAGAAGGCAACAACUGUUGGCGCAAUUAUUAGAAAAUGGAAGAAGUUCAAGAUGACGGUCAAUCACCCUCGGUCAGGGGCUCUAUGCAAGAUCUCACCUCGUGGGGCAUCAAUGAUCAUGAGGAAGGUGAGGGAUCAGCCCAGAACUACACGGCAGGACCUGGUCAAUGACCUGAAGAGAGCUGGGACCACAGUCUCAAAGAAAACCAUUAGUAACACACUACGCCGUCAUGGAUUAAAAUGCUGCAGCGCACGCAAGGUCCCGCUGCUCAAGCCAGCGCAUGUCCAGGCCCGUCUGAAGUUUGCCAAUGACCAUCUGGAUGAUCCAGAGGAGGAAUGGGAGAAGGUAAUGUGGUCUGAUGAGACAAAAAUAGAGCUUUUUGGUCUAAACUCCACUCGCCGUGUUUGGAGGAAGAAGAAGGAUGAGUACAACCCCAAGAACACCAUCCCAACCGUGAAGCAUGGAGGUGGAAACAUCAUUCUUUGGGGAUGCUUUUCUGCAAAGGGGACAGGACGACUGCACCGUAUUGAGGGGAGGAUGGAUGGGGCCAUGUAUCGCGAGAUCUUGGCCAACAACCUCCUUCCCUCAGUAAGAGCAUUGAAGAUGGGUCGUGGCUGGGUCUUCCAGCAUGACAAUGACCCGAAACACACAGCCAGGGCAACUAAGGAGUGGCUCUGUAAGAAGCAUCUCAAGGUCCUGGAGUGGCCUAGCCAGUCUCCAGACCUGAACCCAAUAGAACAUCUUUGGAGGGAGCUGAAAGUCCGUAUUGCCCAGCGACAGCCCCGAAACGUGAAGGAUCUGGAGAAGGUCUGUAUGGAGGAGUGGGCCAAAAUCCCUGCUACAGUGUGUGCAAACCUGGUCAAGACCUACAGGAAACGUAUGAUCUCUGUAAUUGCAAACAAAGAUUUCUGUACCAAAUAUUAAGUUCUGCUUUUCUGAUGUAUCAAAUACUUAUGUCAUGCAAUAAAAUGCAAAUUAAUUACUUAAAAAUCAUACAAUCUGAUUUUCUGGAUUUUUGUUUUAGAUUCCGUCUCUCACAGUUGAAGUAUACCUAUGAUAAAAAUUACAGACCUCUACAUGCUUUGUAAGUAGGAAAACCUGCAAAAUCGGCAGUGUAUCAAAUACUUGUUCUACCCACUGUAUAUACAGUUGAAGUUGGAAGUUUACAUACACUUAGGUUGGAGUCAUUAAAACUCGUUUUUCAACCACUCCACAAAUUUCUUUUUAACAAACUAGAGUUUUGGCAAGUUGGUUAGGACAUCUACUUUGUGCAUGACACAAGUAAUUUUUCCAACAAUUGUUUACAGACAGAUUAUUUCACUUAUAGUUUACUGUAUCACAUUUCCAGUGGGUCAAAAGUUUACAUACACUAAGUUGACUGUGCCUUUAAACAACUUUUAAUUCAAGAAAAUUAUGUCAUUGCUUUAGAAGCUUCUGAUAGGCUAAUUUAUAUAAUUUGAGUCAAUUGGAGGUGUACCUGUGGAUGUAUUUCAAGGCUACCUUCAAACUCAGUGCCUCUUUGAUUGACAUCUCUUUGCGUGACAUCAGGACAGCAGAGUCACUCACCACCUUCCGGAGACACUUGAAACCCCACCUCUUUAAGGAAUACCUGGGAUAGGAUAAAGCAGGGUUCUUCAAUUCCGGUCCUGCAGGGCCGAAACACUUCUGUUUUUUAUUUCUACCUGGUAGUUCAUUGCACUCACCUGAAGUUUGGGAUCAAAAAAGACCAUAAAAUCACCUAGAAUUUGCCCCUGAUUAGAAGGAGAGGAUGAAAAACAGAGGUGUUUCGGCCCUCCAGGACCGGAAUUGAAGAACCCUGGGAUAAAGUAAUCCUUCUAGCCCCCCUUACCCCACCCCCCCAAAAAAAAAAAAUAUAUAUAUAUAUAUUGUAAAGUGGUUGUCCCACUGGCUAUCAUAAGGUGAAUGCACCAAUUUGUAAGUCGCUCUGGAUAAGAGCGUCUGCUAAAUGACGAAAAUGUAAAUGCAAUGGAAAAUCAAAAGAAAUCAGCCAAGACCUCAGAAAAGAUUUUGUAGACCUCCACAAUUCUGGUUCAUCCUUGGGAGCAAUUUCCAAAUGCCUGAAGGUACCACGUUCAUCUGUACAAACAAUAGUACGCAAGUAUAAACACCAUGGGACCACGCAGCCGUCAUACUGCUCAGGAAGGAGACGCGUUCUGUCUCCUAGAGAUGAACAUACUUUGGUGCGAAAAGUGCAAAUCAAUCCCAGAACAACAGCAAAGGACCUUGUGAAGAUGCUGGAGGAAACGGGUACAAAAGUAUCUAUAUCCACAGUAAAACGAGUCCUAUAUCGACAUAACCUGAAAGGGGGCCCAGCAAGGAAGAAGCCACUGCUCCAAAACCGCCAUAAAAAAGCCAGACUACGGUUUGCAACUGCACAUGGGGACAAAGAUCAUACUUUUUGGAGAAAUGUCCUUUGGUCUGAUGAAACAAAAAUAGAACUGUUUGGCCAUAAUGACCAUCGUUAUGUUUGGAUGAAAAAGGGGGUGGCUUGCAAGCCGAAGAACACCAUCCCAACCGUGAAGCACGGGGUGGCAGCAUCAUGCCGUGGGGGUGCUUUGCUGCAGGAGGGACUGGUGCACUUCACAAAAUAGUUGGCAUCAUGAGGAAGGAAAAUUAUGUGGACAUAUUGAAGGAACAUCUCAAGACAUCAGUCAGGAAGUUAAAGCUUGGUCGCAAAUGGGUCUUCCAAAUGGACAAUGACCCCAAGCAUACUUCCAAAGUUGUGGCAAAAUGGCUUAAGGACAACAAAGUCAAGGUAUUGGAAUGGCCAUCACAAAGCCCUGACCUCAAUCCUAUAGAAAAUGUGUGGGCAGAACUGAAAAAGCGUGUGCGAGCAAGGAGGCCUACAAACCUGACUCAGUUACACCAGCUCUGUCAGGAGGAAUGGGCCAAAAUUCACCCAAUUUAUUGUGGGAAGCUUGUGGAAGACUACCCGAAACAACAUUUGACACAAGUUAAACAAUUUAAAGGCAAUGCUACCAAAUACUAAUUGAGUGUAUGUCAACUUCUGACCCACUGGGAAUGUGAUGAAAUAAAUUAAAGCUGAAAUAAAUAAUUCUCUCUACUAUUAUUCUGACAUUUCACAUUGUUAAAAUAAUAAAGUGGUGAUCCUAACUGACCUAAGACAGGGAAUAUUUACUAGGAUUAAAUGUCAGGAAUUGUGAAAAACUGAGUUUAAAUGUAUUUGGCUAAGGUGUAUGUAAACUUCCGACUUCAAUACAGUGAGGGAAUUAAGUAUUUGAUCCCCUGCUGAUUUUGUAUGUUUGCCCACUGACAAAGACAUGAUCAGUCUAUAAUUUUAAUGGUAGGUUUAUUUGAACAGUGAGAGACAGAAUAACAACAAAAACAUCCAGAAAAACGCAUGUCAAAAAAUGUUAUAAAUUAAAUUAGCAUUUUAAUGAGGGAAAUAAGUAUUUGACCCCUCUGCAAAACAUGAUUUAGUACUUGGUGGCAAAACCCUUGUUGGCAAUCACAGAGGUCAGACUUUCUUGUAGUUGGCCACCAGGUUUACACACAUCUCAGGAGGGAUUUUGUCCCACUCCUCUUUGCAGAUCUUCUCCAAGUCAUUAAGGUUUCGAGGCUGACGUUUGGCAACUCGAACUUUCAGCUCCCUCCACAGAUUUUCUAUGGGAUUAAGGUCUGGAGACUGGCUAGGCCACUCCAGGACCUUAAUGUGCUUCUUCUUGAGUCACUCCUUUGUUGCCUUGGCCGUGUGUUUUGGGUCAUUGUCAUGCUGGAAUACCCAUCCACGACCCAUUUUCAAUGCCCUGGCUGAGGGAAGGAGGUUCUCACCCAAGAUUUGACGGUACAUGGCCCCGUCCAUCGUCCCUUUGAUGCGGUGAAGUUGUCCUGUCCCGUUAGCAGAAAAACACCCCCAAAGCAUAAUGUUUCCACCUCCAUGUUUGACAUUGGGGAUGGUGUUCUUGGGGUCAUAGGCAGCAUUCCUCCUCCUCCAAACACGGCGAGUUGAGUUGAUGCCAAAGAGCUCAAUUUUGGUCUCAUCUGACCACAACACUUUCACCCAGUUCUCCUCUGAAUCAUUCAGAUGUUCAUUGGCAAACUUCAGACGGGCAUGUAUAUGUGCUUUCUUGAGCAGGGGGACCUUGCGGGCGCUGCAGGAUUUCAGUCCUUCAUGGCGUAGUGUGUUACCAAUUGUUUUCUUGGUGACUAUGGUCCCAGCUGCCUUGAGAUCAUUGACAAGAUCCUCCUGUGUAGUUCUGGGCUGAUUCCUCACCGUUCUCAUGAUCAUUGCAACUCCACGAGGUGAGAUAUUGCAUGGAGCCCCAGGCCAAGGGAGAUUGACAGUUCCUUUGUUUCUUCCAUUUGCGAAUAAUCGCACCAACUGUUGUCACCUUCUCACCAAGCUGCUUGGCGAUGGUCUUGUAGCCCAUUCCAGCCUUGUGUAGGUCUACAAUCUUGUCCCUGACAUCCUUGGAGAGCUAUUUGGUCUUGGCCAUGGUGGAGAGUUUGGAAUCUGAUUGAUUGAUUGCUUCUGUGGACAGGUGUCUUUUAUACAGGUAACAAGCUGAGAUUAGGAGCACUCCCUUUAAGAGUGUGCUCAUAAUCUCAGCUCGUUACCUGUAUAAAAGACACCUGGGAGCCAGAAAUCUUUCUGAUUGAGAGGGGGUCAAAUACUUAUUUCCCUCAUUAAAAUGCAAAUCAAUUUAUAACAUUUUUGACAUGCGUUUUUCAUGGAUUUUUUUGUUGUUAUUCUGUCUCUCACUGUUCAAAUAAACCUACCAUUAAAAUUAUAGACUGAUCAUUUCUUUGUCAGUGAGCAAACGUACAAAAUCAGCAGGGGAUCAAAUACUUUUUUCCCUCACUGUAUAUAUAUAUAUACACACUACCAUUCAAAAGUUUGUGGUCACUUGGAAAUGUCCUUGUUUUCAAAAGAAAAGCAAUUUUUUUGGUCCAUUAAAAUAACAUCAAAUUGAUCAGAAAUACCGUGUAGACAUUGUUAAUGUUGUAAAUGGCUAUUGUAGCUGGAAACGGCUGAUUUUUAAUGGGAAUAUCUACAUAGGCGUACAGAGGCCCAUUAUCAGCAACCAUCAGUCCUGUGUUCCAAUGGCACGUUGUGUUUGCUAAUCCAAGUUUAUCAUUUUAAAAGGCUAAUUGAUCAUUAGAAAACCCUUUUGCAAUUAUGUUAGCACAGCUGAAAACUGUUGUGCUGAUUUAAAGAAGCAAUAAAACUGGUCUUCUUGAGAGUAGUUGAGUAUCUGGAGCAUCAGCAAUUGUGGGUUCGAUUACAGGCUCAAAAUGGCCAGAAACAAAGAACCUUCUUCUGAAACUCGUCAGUCUAAUCUUGUUCUGAGAAAUUAAGGCCAUUCUAUGCGAGAAAUUGCCAAGAAACUGAAGAUCUCGUACAAUGCUGUGUACUACCCCCUUCACAGAACAGCGCAAACUGGCUCUAACCAGAAUAGAAAGAGGAGUGGGAGGCCCCAGUGCACAACUGAGCAAGAGGACAAAUACAUUAGUGUCUAGUUUGAGAAACAGGCGCCUCACAGGUCCUCAACUGGCAGCUUCAUUAAAUAGUACCCGCAAAACAACAGUCUCAACGUCAACAGUGAAGAGGCUACUCCAGGAUGCUGACCUUCUAGGCAGAGUUGCAAAGAAAAAGCCAUAUCUCAGACUGCCCAUCUUAAUCUUUUCUUUAUAUUGGCCAGUCUGAGAUAUGGCUUUUUCUUUAUUAUUAUUUAUUUUAGACAGGUCUAAAGAAACAUGAUAUGAAGAAAAUUUAGUUUAUUUCAGAAGAACAGAAUAGCAUACUCUAAGUUGUCCUUGUGUUAGGUCCUGAUCUGGCUAUGCAAAAUGGCUGCAGGCUACACUAGUUUAUUUAGCAGACAAGAUUUGCUUAUAAUUCUGUGGCAUUAUUUUAUAGUAUGAAGAAUACAAUUGAACAAAGCUGAAUAAAUAGAAAGGAUAUUUUCUCCAAACGAUUUGAGGGAGUGCACACAUGCAGCUAUUCUGUGUGGAGCAGUUAACAAAGAAAUAGUUACUCCUAUAUGCUUAAUGUAGAGUUAUUUUUGUAACUUUAGUUGUUCUACAAACAUUGGGCUAUAUGUUUCGAUUUUUAAUACGUUGUAAGGCUGCAUGAUGCGUCUCUAAUGAUGAUUUGAAAAAAGUUGAUUGAAAGGCAUGAGCUCUGCUUUGUUUUUUUGCGCAUGCUGUACACACUUCAUCAGUCUCUCAUUCAGACAAGCACUUGAUAAUGCCUCAAAUUUCCCGGCGGAGUCCCGUUUGUGGCCGUAAUGCACCUUAAAGAAAUCCAUGCCUUUUGCGGCCAGUGACCAUUGUUCCCUUCUCCCUGAGUGUUGCGUUGUGCCCUUCUCCCUGAGUGCUGGGCUCCGAAGCACCUCUCACUCACAUGGCUCUCCAUCACGUGAUCAGGUCUUUCUCACAGGCUACAAGUGAAGACAGACACUUCGGGGACGCAACUGCGCACGUCCUUAUCCAAUUCCGAGGUGCAUAUUGAAGAUAUUGGAAGAACUGUCCAUAUUUACUUUUCAUCAGCCAACAAGAUGAGUAAGCCAAACAAACAGCAAAAGCACUAGACUAUGUCAGUCUACUAUCCCCCAUAGUACAAAAGUUGACCUAUUCUGUCUGGGACAGUUGUGGGAUGCGAUAGAUCCCAAAUUAACACAACCACUAGCAUAAAAAAAUAUGUUUACGCAAUGUGGCUGACGCAACAGAUCAGAACGUUUAGCUUUUUAGGCUAUUUCUUCACAUUAUAAGCGCAGCAAUACGCACACGGCAGUAGGCUAUAAGCGUGAAUGUUCCAUUAGUGGGUAAACACCAUUAUCAAAAGUGACCGCAAAUGGGAUUAUGCAUGUAAUGCUUUUAUUAUAAAGGUGCAUUUUAUGUUGAAAAUGAUCUUCCCCAAACUUGAAACUCACGCGCUGCUUAUGUAUGCCAGUUAGGCUCUACACCCCUUGUAAAGCGGAUUAAUGUGCUUAUUAAUGUGCUGUUAUUUGGCCACUUUAGUUGUAAUACAAACCUGAUCAGUCCCUACACCCAAACGAGGGCAUUGCGUUCAUCCACCUCUGGCCUGCUGGCUCCCCUUCCUCUGCGGAAGCAUAGUUCCCGCUCAGCCCAGUCAAAACUGUUCGCUGCUCUGGCACCCCAAUGGUGGAACAAGCUCCCUCACGACGCCAGGACAGCAGAGUCACUCACCACCUUCCGGAGACAUUUGAAACCCCACCUCUUUAAGGAAUACCUGGGAUAGGAUAAAGUAAUCCUUCUACCCCCCCCCCCCCCCCCCCCCCCCCCAAAAAAAUUGUAAAGUGGUUAUCCCACUGGCUAUAGGGUGAACGCACCAAUUGGUGAGUCGCUCUGGAUAAGAGCGUCUGCUAAAUGACGUAAACGUGCCCUUGAGCAAGGCACUUAACCCUAAUUGCUCCUGUAAGUCGCUCUGGAUAAGAGCGUCUGCUAAAUGACUAAAAUGUAAAUGUAAAUGUAAAACAAAUAUGCCUAUGAGCUAGGCUACAUGAGGUGUGUGACUAUGAUUCGAAAAAGUCACAAAAAAAGGCUUUGUUUCUUGCCUUACGCUGGGCAUCAUUCACAAGUGAUAAUAUAUCACUCACAAGUGCUAGGCUAAUAUUGUCACCCAUCAGACUAUUCUUGAUUUAAUCUUGUCUUUACAUAUACUAAAUAAUAUAUGUGUGAAAUUUGUUUUGAUUUAGAAUGGACCAUUAUCAUGCACCUGUCUCGAAACAGGGGCAGGGGGAAAAUACAUGUCAUCUAUGCACUUACAUAGCGAAUGGAGGACGCUUUUCCAGUGGUUCAUUUUCAUGCCAGCUAGGUAGGCUAUACUCCUGUUAUAAAGAGAAGCAAUGUGCUUAAUAUUAGGAAAGUUGAGAAAUAAAUAUAGUAGGCCUAGCCUAUAGAAAGCUGAUGGGAUACUCCUCUUUUUAAUAGAGGCCAUCACUCUGUUUUCUCACGCAAUUGCAUAGCCUAUAGAAAUGUUGCGCAACAUGAGCUCAUGGGCUCUCAUUAAGUGUUUGAUUAGAUUUUCGAUUACAUUUGCAUUGAUGUCAGAUUGAUUAGAGGGACAAUAGACUGCUGAGUACCAGGCAGUUAGCAAGUUUGGUAGGCUACUAAUGACCAUCAGCAGCAUCAGAGCUUGGAAAAGCCUAAUUACGUGACCAAAUGGGCACGUGGAAUUUGACUGCCUUCAUGACUCGUGACCGCCGGUGUGGCACCGACUACCAUACCCCGUUCAAAGUCACUUAAAUAUUUUGUCUUGCCCAUUCACCCUCUGAAUGGCACACAUACACAAUCCAUGUCUCAGUUGUCUCAAGGCUUAAAACUCAGUCUUUAACCUGUCUCCUCCCCUUCAUCUAAACUGAAGUGGAUUUAACAAGUGACAUUAAUAAGGAAUCAUAGCUUUCACCUGGAUUCACCUGGUCAGUAUGUCAUGGAAAGAGCAGGUGUUCCUAAUGUUUUGUACACUCAGAGUAUGUGUUAUAUGGUAUAUUUUAUUGUAUACUACUGUUAUAUUAGCUACAUACAACACUGCGUACUGUCCCUCACAGUGAUCAAAUCAGCAUGGUAUUAGAAAACUCAGACAUGCUUUGAUUGUCAUGUCUGUACAGGACAACUCAAUCACGUUUGUGGACUGUGAGAAUCUGGCUAACCUCAGAGUUCUUCGACUGGGCCGGAACCGUCUGACAUCCAUCCAUGGUCUGGCUGGUGCUGUGGAUCUGGACGUUCUGGAGCUCUCGCACAACUCCAUCACCCGCAUGGGUAAGCUGAGCUCAGGUCCCCAUCGAAUCGGUAAGCUGAGCUCAGGUCCCCACUGCAUUGGUAAGCUGAGUUCAGGUCCCCACUGCAUUGGUAAGCUGAGUUCAGGUCCCCAUCGCAUCGGUAAGCUGAGCUCAGGUCCCCAUCGCAUCGGUAAGCUGAGUUCAGGUCCCCUCGCAUCGGUAAGCUGAGCUCAGGUCCCCACCGCAUCGGUAAACUGAGCUCAUUGAUGGCCUAUACAGAGUGUGGAAAACUCUGUUUGAAUUUAGAUUCUUUAUUCAGCACCACAUACAUGGUUUUCCAGGUCUAAAUUAGACAAUGAUUCAAAGGCAAGGAUGGAAAUCUGUGGACUGUGCAGCCUUCCAGAUGACUCACACCCCUGCCUGCCUGCUCUAAAGUUACAGUAACUUCAUGGCUAGUUGGAACCACUGCCAUCCACUAGGGAGCAGUGUACCUCUUCUUUUGAGCUCCUGCUCGGUAUACAUUGAAAUGUGACUUAGUUACUGUGAAUAACAGACCAGGAGCCAGGCCUCAAGUCAUGAAUAGAUAUUAGCUGCCUGAGAAAACCGUGAAUGCUUUUUUUAUUGGCAGUUUAGCCUUGAACGUUACUAAAACGGUAACCUUGGCCACACACUGAAAUUAGAUCUUCUUUGGUUCAUAUGAAUCCUACUUCAGCUCCUCACAGUUCCACAAUCUGGUUUUGUCCUCCUAAUGACUAUUUUGGUAUGCAAAUGAGGCAUGACAUUAUCUACUACUUUACAUACUGAAAGUACUACUGUAAGGAAAAUUCUUCUUCUUCAAAGGUGGUCUGGAGCCAUUGAAGAGGUUGCAGAAGUUAUUGUUGGACCACAACCAGCUGAUCAGUACUAGAGGACUGAGAGAGGUGUACACGCUGCUACAGCUGGACUUGUCUCACAACCAUCUGUCCAGUGUAGAGGGUCUGGACAACUGUGCUCUGCUCAACACACUGGACCUGACGGGAAACAAUCUCACUGAGGUAAAAUACAUAGUUGGUAUAUCAAUGAUAGUUUAGACCAUGUAGGCCUAAAUACCAGGUAAGUACUAGAUUAAACUACUGCCAUUACUCCUGCAUUUUAAAAAUUGUAUUAUUUAUUUAUUUAUUUAACCUUUAUUUAACCAGGUAAGCCAGUUGAGAACAAGUUCUCAUUUACAACUGCGACCUGACCAAGAUAAAGCAAAGCAGUGUGAUAAAAACAUGAUGGAUUAUAUGGGAAAAUUGAAAAUGGCCUCGUUGGAUAGUUUGACACCCAGCAGCAGUUCGUCCUCCCUAACCCACUCACACUCACAGCCUCACACUCACAGCAGCUAUCUGUUGAUGGCUGGCAUCAAUGAGUUGAAACGCACAGCAGGACUAAAACAGUUGACACUGACCAAUUGGAGCCACUUAAGUGGUAAAGCACCAGUAGUGCCUGUCAGCAGCACCAGUAGUGCCUGUCAGCAGCACCAGUAGUGCCUGUCAGCAGCAGCGGUAGUGCCUGUCAGCAGCACCGGUAGUGCCUGUCAGCAGCACCGGUAGUGCCUGUCAGCAGCACCGGUAGUGCCUGUCAGCAGCACCGGUAGUGCCUGUCACCGGUAGUGCCUGUCAGCAGCACCGGUAGUACCUGUCAGCAGCACCAGUAGUGCCUGUCAGCAACACCAGUAGUACCUGUCAGCAGCACCAGUAGUACCUGUCAGCAGCACCAGUAGUGCCUGUCACCGGUAGUGCCUGUCAGCAGCACCGGUAGUGCCUGUCACCGGUAGUGCCUGUCAGCAGCACCAGUAGUGCCUGUCAGCAGCACCGGUAGUACCUGUCAGCAGCACCGGUAGUACCUGUCAGCAGCACCGGUUGUGCCUGUCAGCAGCACCAGUAGGACCUGUCAGCAGCACCAGUAGGACCUGUCAGCAGCACCAGUAGUACCUGUCAGCAGCACCGGUAGUACCUGUCAGCAGCACCGGUAGUACCUGUCAGCAGCACCGGUAGUGCCUGUCAGCAACACCAGUAGUACCUGUCAGCAGCACCAGUAGUACCUAUCAGCAGCACCAGUAGUACCUGUCAGCAGCACCGGUAGUACCUGUCAGCAGCACCGGUAGUGCCUGUCAGCAACACCAGUAGUACCUGUCAGCAGCACCGGUAGUACCUGUCAGCAGCACCGGUAGUACCUGUCAGCAGCACCGGUAGUGCCUGUCAGCAGCACCGGUAGUGCCUGUCAGCAGCACCGGUAGUGCCUGUCAGCAGCACCGGUAGCUAGGUUUAGGUAAACUCACUAUCACUCUCUCUUUCUCCAUCUGUCUUUUUCUGUCUCACUUUCUUUCCUUGUCUUUCUCUGUGUCUGUCUGUGUCUCUCUCCUUAUCUCUCUCGCUGUCGCACUCUCUCUCUCUCUCUCUCUCUCUCCCUUCCUUUCUCUCUCCCCUAGCUACCCAGUCUGAGGAACCAGGUCCUCCUGGUGGAGCUCCGUCUGGAGGACAACAGCAUCUCCUCACUGGAGGGCCUGACAGCCUGCUGGCUCCCCCUGAUGCAGCUCCUCUCUGGGGCCCAAAACAGGUAACAUCACAUGGCAUUCCGUCUGAUGCCAUUGUUAUGUUUUAUGUUGUGUUGUGUAACUACAGUAUAUGUAUGCUGCUCUCUUGGCCUUUGGCACACUUUAAAAAAUAGAUGUCAAUCUCAAUGUGACUUCUCUGGUUAAAUAAAGGAUUUAAGAAAUCCAAUGAACUGGGGCGGCAGGUAGCUUAGUGAUUAAGAGCGUUGUGCCAGUAACCGAAAGGUCGCUGGUUCUAAUUCCCGAGCCGACUAGGUGAAAAAUCUGUCGAUGUGCCCUUGAGCAAGGCACUUAACCCUAAUUGCUCCUGUAAGUCGCUCUGGAUAAGAGCGUCUGCUAAAUGACUAAAAUGUAAAAAUGUAACUAGGCCAGUUUGAAUUGUACUAGCUACAUGUAAGUAAUUCAGUGUUUGUGUUUUUAAGAAAACCAAUGUAAUGUUGCUGAGUGAUCGGUAAGUACAAUGUAAAGGGGUUGCCAUGAAAUUAACAGUAUCUUACAGGCAGCUCGUGGCAAGUAAAAUUCUGUAUUUCAUAUUACAGUACACCUACUGUAAUAUAAAUACGGUAUCAAAGCAAGUACUGUGUAAUGUCACACAGUACAAUACUGUAAAAUUGACUGUAUUAUAUUGUAAAAAAGUAAAUGCAACCGUAAUCGAAAUGAAUGAAUGGAUGAAUGAUUGAAAUUCAUUGAGGGGAGGGGUUUGUAUUUUACAGUAUUUCACUGUAAUUGGGCUAUGGAUUGUGCUAGAUAAAGUGUUUACACAUUACAGCAUAUUAAUGAAUAUUUUGUGUUUUAUAUCACUUGCACAUCUAGAGGCCUUAACAAAGGCUUCCAAACUUGCAGCGACUACAGGGCAAAACAGACCAAAAGGACAUGGCAAAAUGCUCAACCAUUUAAGUCUUGCGUUUAAGUCUUGCGUUUUAAGUCUUGCUGCCACUCCAAUCUGUCCCCUAUACAUUUUAAAUGUCAUGGGGAACUAUAACCACAUAGGAGUUCAAUUGGUACAGAAUUCUCACUCACGGGUGCAACAAAUAUAACCUCUUACAAGGCACGCCUCAAAACAUGUUAAUGAGCCAGAAACAACAAUACCAUGCACUCACUAAUGGUCAAAGGGUUUUUGGCGCUCCAAAGAUACGGUUUGGUACUGUUUUCUGUGGGGUGGAAUUACAGUACCAUUCGAAAUACAGCAAUUUUCCCACAAUGCACCAGAAGAUACAGUAUGCUGCAGUAACACAUUUGAGUUUUUUUUUUUUUUACUGUUGAUAAUACCUAAAAUUACUGUAUAAAUUACAGUUUUCCAUUACAGUGUAUUUCAUGUAUUUUCUUAAUUUGUGUUUUACAGUAUAACCCAACUGCCAUCACUGUGUGAUUUUGUGUCACUGGAGAAGCUGGAUGUCAGACACAACUGCCUCUCAGGUAAGAGUUUAUUAUUUUAAUUUGAUUUAACUUUUGAUGUCCAAAAUAUUUCAGUUGUCAUCGCAUUUACAUACUGUAGUUAUAUGCUAUUCCAUUUAUAUUAUUCUGCUAUGUGCCUUUCUAUGUGAGUGGAUGGGAGCAUUUUAAGUGUGAAUCUAUGGUAAUACCUAUGUCUACGUUAUGAAUAAUGUCACACAUCUGGGGAAUGCGAUGCGCCUCCAUCCAGUAAAUGUCAGGGGAUCCAGCAGGAGAUAAAGAUACAGUCUCCAUAACAAGAUCAGAUACCUGCGAUAGUGAUAUAUAAACAGGGAAAACCUGAAGCUCAGGCCUUUGCUGCUCUGCCUCUGUGUGAUGUAUUUGUAUUUAUUAUGGAGCCCUGGCAGCAGCUACUCUUCUUGGGGUCAAGCAAAAUUAAGGCAGUUAUACAUUUAAAAAAAACAUUACAAUACAUUCAUAAUAGAUUUCACAGCACACUAAGUGUGUGCCAUCAGGCCCCUACUCCACUACCACAUAUCUACAACACAAUAUCCAUGUGCACGUGUGUGUAUAGAGCGUAUGUUAUCAUGUGUGUGUGUAUGUGUCUGUGCCUAUGAUGUAAAACUAUAAGCUCAGGCCUCUGCUGCUCUGCCUGUCUGUUGUAGAGCUGCAGAACCUGUGUGAGAGUCUGCAGGGAUGUCCACUCCUCCGAGAGGUCCAUCUCACUGGGAAUCCCCUUCAGCAAGAGACCAGCUGGAGGUAGCGCAAGCCCAAUGACAAACACACAAUAUGUGAAUAUGUGAAUAUGUAUGGGCGACAAGCCCUGGGCCCUGUGGUUGCAUGCACCCGUGGUAGAGAGCAAUGUUGUCAUACACACAUCACCUUAUACGGUAACACUACUUGGACACUGCAUCAUAACAGGUACAUACCAGUGGAGGCUGCUGAGGGGAGGACGGCUCAUAAUAAUGGCCGGAACGGAGCAAAUGGAAUGGCAUCAAACACCUGGAGACCAAGUGUUUGAUGUAUUUGAUACCAUUCCACUGAUUCCGCUCCAAUCAUUACCACGAGCCACGAGCCCAUUCUCCCCAAUUAAGGUGCCACCAACCUCCUGUGGUACAUACAGUAAAUUCCCAGUCAUCAACAUUGCAAAGAUUAGUUUAAAAAUUGAAUGAAAAUUGUUUUUAAAAUGGUAGCAUAGAGAGACAGACAGACAUAAUUAACUUCUCUAGCUUUGUUCUGGAAUAUCACUGCUGGGGUGGAUGUGAGAAGUUAGGUUACAUACCAACGGGAAUGCCAAGCCACUGCCAUUUCAUAUCAUCCCUCCUGUCGCAGAAUGUGGGCCCAGUGCGGAGGAGGAUGUUGGCUGUGGUGACUAAGGUAGAAUAAACAUUCCACCAGAGCUUCCUGGCCACAUCCCGGGAUUAGCCUAGUAAUCUGGGAAUGCUAUUGGAUUACCCAACGUGCCAGUGACAUCCGCACCGCGCAGCCGCACAACUUCUGUAGCACUAAGGGGCAGUAGUUCCCAAAAUAUUUAUUCAACUGAAAAAUCUAUUAAGUUUUCAAUGUCAAUUUGCUCUUUCACUUACAGCGCCAAAACAUUUUCCUCAUGUACAUUUAAGUGGGUCCAAAUGAGUUGAUAUGAAAAAUGUGCGUUCGCUAGAGCGCUUAACUUCAAGUAGCGGUAGUCUAGCUAGAUUUCAGCAUUUCAGCAUUACACGUUGUCAUUAGUGGUCUUAACAGUUUAUGACUGACAAUCCAUGUAUAACUUUUAUGAAGUGUGAAAUUGCAAAUAGUUUUAACAUUUUAAGGUCCGUCUAGUCAUAGCAUUAGCCUAGAUGAUGCCUGGAUCUCUCAAGAACUGUUACGACAGGAUUUAAUAAUACCAGUAGCCUACUACCGUUUCCUCGCCCAUGUCAUGUAGGAAACGUGUCACUGAGCAAACACUUAGAAGAACCAUGAUUAACACACAUAUUUUUCACUGCCUUUACCUCUACUGUAUAUCUGAAUCUUACUAGUGUUUUUCUUCUAAUCAACCAGUAGUAGUACUGUACACCACAUUAUGCAUUCUGUCUACAUACAUUUUUGCAGUCAGCACCCACCCAGACAUAUGGUUUUCUUUUACCUGGGGUGCCCCACUGUUAGCCUCAAUGGAGAAUAAAUAUUCCCAAUAAACUUUACCUAACCUCCAAUGCCAACAGUGGAAUUAGCCCCCUGUAUUUCCCCACUCUCCCCCUGGCCCUUUCAUCCCAAUCCAGCGAUAACACCGGCUAAACUAAAGCACCAAAUGGAGAUUGCUAAGAAAUACACUUCCAGCAGCCCUGAGCCAGGGGAAGAAGAAAGCACUCCGCCUGAUUAAUCAGACCUCUUUAAGAGCCUGUGUUUUCAAGGAAGUCUUCACUAAAUGAAAUAUAUGGAGCCAGGUUGGGUUAGGUUGGAACCGGAGAGAGAGAGAGAGAGAGAGAGAUGGAUGGAAUGGAGGGACGGACGCAGCUGGAGAGCUAGGGCCAGGAAGGAACACUGGACUGUCCCCUAGUUAGAGAGAGAAGGAGCUGCAUGUCUACGGCUCUGGGCUCCGCUUAAUAAAUACAUUUAUUCAAAUGAGCCAAGCAGGUCAAAUUGCUCAGCAUUCUUUGAAACUAAUUUCCUGAGUUCUUUCAUUUGAACCUUGUACAUUUAACACAAAUAACCAGUGGCAUGUAAUUACAAAGCAUGUUUUUUCCCGCCCAAAAACAUUAUUUUUACAUUUACAUUUUAGUCAUUUAGCAGACGCUCUUAUCCAGAGCGACAUACAGUUAGUGAGUGCAUACAUUUUCACAUUUUGAUAUUAUGUGUGCCCACCUCACGUCAAUGAGCUCAUGUGAGGAUCAAGGCUUUAUUAUGGUUUAUGCUUCGUUAUAAGAGGGUCCGGUCGGCCAGACGACAAGCCUGGAGGGCUGGAAACUAAUCCUUGUUUGUGUGUGUGUGUGUGUGUGUGUGAGAGCGAGAGAGAUAGAGGGGUGAGGUGGGGCUCAUCAAAACCCCAUUACUCUGACAGUGUACUGCAUAACCUGUGACCUAGAGUCAUGUUUGUGGCACAGUACAGGGAGUUCAGCGGGUUCUUGCCCCACCAUCAUUAUUUAGGAUAUUAUAAGCCAGAUGUUGAUAAUCUAAACUAAAGGCUCCCAUCUUUUUGGCACAUUUUUUAUUGGAUUUAGGCUCAUAUUGACAGCAACAGCACCUGUGGUAAAAUGACCAGAAGCAAAUGCUAACCAAACAUUUAUUGUGAACAUAAAUUGCUGUAGGUUAGUAGUAGUUAUUUAAAGUUCUUUUUUUACAUUUAAAAUUUUUAUGAAGACUAAUAAUUACAGAUUAGUUACAGAGAAAGAUUUGUCAUGUCACAGCAAACAAAUAUAUUCAUACUGUAUAAAUGUACUCUAUUUGUAAAUUGUCACGGCUCUGUAAUACUGUACGCGUUUCCUAAUGCGUUUCUUUCUACAUUUUCACAUUGGCAUCAAUCGACCACAUUUGGCCAUGCAGUUUGCUUUGGAGACCAUUUUCUCUGCUGGCAGAUUUUUGGGAUUCCUCAGCUUGCACAUCCUUAGCCUCAGGCCGCUGUUACCUCUCUCUCCCAUAGACACACAGCUCAGCAGCCAUCCCCCUCACAGCACAGCCAGGCCACCAUCAGCUGCUUCAGCUUAAGGCUUGCGUCCCAAAUGGCACCCUAUUCCUUAUGUAGUGCACUACUUUUGACCAGUGCACUACGUAGGGAAUAGGGUGCCAUUUGGGAUACAGCUUAACUCACUCUUUUAGUGGUUGAGAAAAAAGGAAAAUGACAACAGAAACAAGGAGAGCCAGAGCCUGAAGCCCAGUCUUUAGACUCACAGUCUUUCAUCUGCAGCUCAACAUGUCAUCACAUUCUUCCGCUUUGAGAAAAUCAAGACUCUAACCAAACUUCUUGUUUCGCAUGGAGGAAAAUGGUUUUGAUUCUGCUGUGCCUGAAACGUCAAACUCGUUUUAGGAUUUUAUCCCUGUUCGCUCUCUCAAGGAGGUGCAUCUACUCUGCCUAAGGACUCCUUUGCCAAGCUAUUGCAUACAACAAGCUUCCACUGGCACGUCAUAGUACACUUUAGACAUCCGAGUUGGGGUCAAUUCAAUUGGAACUUUUUCAGUUCAGAAAAUGGGUUGACCCUUUAAAUGUUUUAUAAUCUGUUUGAAUUAAAAUCUAAUCCAGGAUAAUUCACAAUUCCUAUUUGAACAAUGUUGAAUAUGUAAUUGUGUUAUGUGAUCAUGUAUCAUUUAGGGUUUUAGAAUAUGGAGAGCACUUUACAUGACGGGGCCUCAAAUGUAUGUAUUUAUUACAUGGUAGUUACAUACAGUUACUGUGUCGAGAUUUUAAAAUAAAUGUUCUUUCAUUUACUGAAUGCAAUUGUUACCUUGAAAAGUUGUAGACUUUUCUGAGUAUAGGACAUUACUUUUUGAAAUGCUACCAAGUAGCAUAAACCCUAGUAGGGUAUGUAUGGUAUUCUAUAGCAUCCAACCAUGAUCUUUAUUGAUUAACCCACCAUGUUAUCUUCCACAGGUCCAGUCUGCAGAGGGCUGUGCCGGGCCUACAGGCCAUAGACGGGCAGCCUGUCGGCUCCUCUCCAGCGCUGCCUCCUGGUCCUGGUCUAGUCAGGGCCCUGCUGCCUCAGGACAGCUUUCUAGCCUUCUGUCAGGCACAGCUACAGCAGUUCCACACACUGCAGCACAGCUACACCGCAGAACUCAGGUUACUACAGACACUCGUCAGCUUUUCUGCUGGACACCUCAGCUUACACAUAAUGCUGUAGGAUAGCAACAUCAUACAGACAAACUCAAACCUGCAUAUUAGUAUUAUUAGCAUAUCUGAUACACAGUGUGCCCAAAGCUGAAAGGCAACGUUUAGCUGUUUUUGUAAGUAGUGUGAGGACACUAGUCUUUACGGACGAACACCCCUAGACAGACCAGACCACCAACAUAUAGACCAGUGGUCAACCCUCAGCUUAUCUUCCUGACUUCACCAUAAUUAUGUUUCACAAAAGAUGAAACGCAGUGGUGUCUAGUGGUAUGGGUCAGACCAAGGAGUCCCAUGGCUCGGGGGGGGGACCACAGUCCUCUCCUCUCCACCCCUGUCCGUGCUCCAUGCACCCCCUCUGGGCGGUGGACAAUGGGCCUUUCUGGGGGCAGGGCAGGGACCACCGCAGCCAGUUAACCCCUGGCUCAAGUCUCGACCCAGGGCCAGACAAGGUCUAGAGAGGUGAAGAGUCUGACUGUGGCUCGGGCCUGUCUAGUAAAGCUGGUAAAAUGAUGUAGACAUCCUGGGGUUUACCCUGCUGUGUAAAGUUUUACAACACUGUUGAGAGAAAUUAAAGUCCUUACUUUCUCUAUAAGUUUCUAUGUGUAUUGACAGAUUUGACUAAACACAAAAAUAGGCCUAUCUCUGCAAUGUUACGUUGCCGCCCUCAUUUCACAUAGUGUAAAUGGGGUCGAAGUACCUUUCUGAAUGAAUCCCAGUUAGUUUUUCCAGUAAAAUGUUCCAUUCCAGUUCCAUCAUGUGCUUGAACUGCUGUAGCUAGUAGCCCCAGGGCAGCAGGUAUUUGCCUUGGCACACUGUUCCUCUCAUGUAACUGCCCUCCACAGGUCCUAUUUCAGUCUGCCAAGACAAUAUGACCUUAAUUGUUUAAUAACAUAAAUUAUUAUUUUACUUUAAGAUACAAAAUGGAGUAUAUUUUCUCCCUUACUGACUACGCACUGCUUUCCUUUACUGAUAUACACCUUCCCCUCGACCCUGUGGUGGGAUGGCAGGUACAAGGAGGAGAAAUCGAGGUCACUGUCUAUAUGGUCCCCCUCUUUACCCGUCUUCUAGUUGAAUAGCAGGGGCAUUGUGAAGGCAAGGCUUGUUCCCAGCCCAGCCCUGUGCUACCUAGGCUUUAGGGCUAGUGGGCAGACCGUGUAGGGUGGUGCACUAUAAUAAUAAAUAAUAUAAUAAUAUGCCAUUUAGCAGACGCUUUUAUCCAAAGCGACUUACAGUCAUGCGUGCAUACAUUUUUGUGUAUGGGUGGUCCCGGGGAUCGAACCCACUACCUUGGCGUUGCAAGCGCCGUGCUCUACCAGCUGAGCUACAGAGGACCACAGCUCUGAGUAGCCCUCAGGGUCAUAGAUACAUAGGGGGAGGCGGAUCCAAGCGUUGCUAAUAGACUCAUUAAGUUUCCAUUGAGGUGGCUUUGUACCAACUUAAUCCCCUCUAUGAAAGAGACAUUAUAUGGGAUUACAGAACUGACCCCCACACACCCUCUGUGGAGGCAAGCCUGUUGCAGCCCAAAAGUAAGCCAUUUCUUCCAUGCAGAUACUAGGUGAUCAAAUAUAAAAAAGGUGUUGUUGUUCUUGUAGGUAUUCAUCAGACGUAUGUAUCUAUGUUAUCCAUUGCUUAUCUAGUAGGCCUCAUAUAUGAGAGAGGACGGAAUGUAUGUUACACAACCAAGAACGACAUACAAAACAACAAAAUCUACUGAAGUGAUCUUCAUUUGAACGUGUGUAUGUGUUUGUGUGUGCGCAGCGUAGCUCUACCUGCCCUGGAUGCUCUGAGGCGCUCCCUCCAGCUCCAUGAUGAAGCUGUACAGCUGGCUGAGGAGCACAGAUACGCUCACGAAUAUGGAGACACCAGCAUCACCGACAAACAAGGUGACAGUCACAGGAGUGACACCGCCAGGGUUAGCAGGAUCCCUGCCGAAAAGUCUGACGUAGAGGAUAUGGACAGACAUGGUGGUGUCGCGAGUGUCACGAUCGGGGAGCAACCUGAAAAGAAGUCCUGUGGAAACACAAACACCUGGCCACAUGUGGUUCCUCUCAUCAGCCCAGCCAAUGACAACAGUGAGAAGCAGCCUCAGCUCCCAGCAUACAGAUCCAACAGCAGUCCAGGGACUGUUUCCACUAGGCCUGAGUUGAAGCCAGCAGCGCCAGCUAGCUACACCAGUUCCAGCUCUACCUUCUCUGAGGAAAAAAUUACCCGUGCCACUGCCAAGCCCAGCAGUUCACCCAUCCCCAAAGUUCACAACAAGCUGGACCUCAAAAAGUAGUGUUCCCUCACUCAUUAAUUCUUUCAUAGUUUCUCAACUUUUAUUAGUUUCUGCCAAUGAGCAUUUGUCCUCAUUAGAGUCUCCUCCAGUUGAGUGAUGUUGAACAUCAUAUUCACUCUGUCACACAGUCAUCAUUAAGAGGGCUAUCUCAUCUCAGCUAGUAGAGUAUGUAUCUUUGAUAUAAGCUUGUUCUAGACAGGCUGGAUUCCUCCUCUGGAGUCUCUGCAAGCCAGAUGUUUGGACAGAAAUAAAUGUAUGGGCUGCGUCCGAAAUGGCACCCUAUUCCCUAUGUAGCGACCUUCUUUUGACCAGGGCCUCUGGUCAAAAGUAGUGUACCAUAUAGGGAAUAGGGUGCCAUUUGGGAUGCAACCAUGGUCGGAGAGAUUGAGGGUAUGACAUCAUAUAUAUCUCUUUUUGUGUCAUUUUUCGGAGCAGCAUGGCAGCUGUGUUGAUCCAACGCCACUGGAGAGGACACAGAGGACGUCAGAGGAUCCAGCUGUGUCCACCUCCAGGAGAGGGGCAAGAAGGAAGAAGAGGAAGAGAGAGGGGAAGAGGAGACACAGGACCCAGCCAUACUGGGUCAGAGCAGAGCCGUCUGGAACCAGGUUAUGCUGCAACUGCCAUCCAGGUAAGCCAGGGUCACAGGAAACUGGGCUGCGAGUGACUUCCUGGAACUCUUUAUCAUAACUAUUAGACUGGCCGUACAACAGGUUUUUCAACAGUGUCUAUGGAAAUACAUGACUGUCUACUCAGAAAUCAUUGUCUUGCUUCGAUCAAUCCCACAAAUAGAUAUCUUGAGUUGAUCCGUUUUUAUAGAAAUGCAAUUUCUCAUUUGUCAUAGUCCAGUAACAUGUUUCUGAGAAUAUAUAUUUUUUAUUAAUAAUAAAGACAUCAUAUGUCCAGACCUUUUACGAUAUUGAGGCUUAAUUAGGUUAUCCUAUGAUUCAAUAGAUCAAACAUUCUACUUGACACUUCUCCUGAAACUUCCCCUCCUCUCUCUCUCCCCUCUUCUCCUCCUCUCCCAUCCCUCUCUCCCCUCUCUCUCUCUGUACUUGAUGGGCCCUUGAGGAGUAUUUGGCGGUGGGGGGAUAAAAUGAUUAAUCAAAUUCCAGAGUUUUGCAGUAGUGGGAGUGCUGAGGAUUCCAGAUUCCAACACCGCUCACUUUGUGAAGUCAUCCCUUUGGGAAUUCUGAGGAUUUAGAACCCUCGCUGGCGUUCCAUUUGUCUCCUAGCGCUCAAGUCACGCAGAGUUCAAACAGCAGAUCACUCAGCAAUUAAACAGAGGUUAACAUGUUUUAUCUUCCUAAUGGGAUAACACACAAUAUUUAGCUUUGUCCGUGAUUCAUGGCUCUUCCUCUGGUACCUUCGUUCUUCCAGGCUGUUUGGAGAGGCUUUGCUCUGAGGAGGAGGCUGGCUGCUGCUCUGGCCCAGGCUCGGUGCUUCCACCCCAGGGAUCACGAGGCCUUCGAGGAGGUGAACGUGGAUGAAUUUGUCUUUGAUGAGGUAGGCAGUAAGUAGAAACUUCACAGACUGACUCUCUCUGGGUUGACUGGUCUGGACCUCAACUCCCUAUCAACUUGACCUCGCCCCCCAGGAAAAUGGAGACGGGCACGUUUCCCCUUUCCCCUAGUCCUCUCACUCAUCCAAUAGGCUAUUCCCUGGGGAUUAGGAUUAUUAAAGAACACUGUCCACUAUACUGAGGCCAGGGGAAAGUGAAGGAUUCUACAUGAUAAAUGGCAUUUUAGCUAUUCUUUCGUCAUCCACAGGUUCACUUGCCCCCUGUCCUCUCCAAAUGCCAUCCACUUGAGAAUGUGUCUAUGUACAGUGUGUGUGUGUGUGUGUGUGUGUGUUCGUUUGCGUGCGUGCGUGUGCUCAUCUCAAACAUUUAAACAAAACAAAACCUCUUAUCACAUGAUGAUCUGCUCUUUACAUUUUACAUUUUAGUCAUUUAGCAGACGCUCUUAUCCAGAGCGACUUACAGUUAGUGAGUGCAUACAUUUUCAUACUGGCCCCCGUGGGAAACGAACCCACAACCCUGGCGUUGCAAGCGCCAUGCUUUACCAACUGAGCUACAGGGGACUAACACACUUUACUUUGAAGAAGUCACUUCUCCUCACCACCAAACCCUUGGAGGGAAUAGAAAAACAUUGAUGCCCUGUACUGUAGUCUGUCGUUUCACACUGAAGGUGAUUCUCAUCUCACCUCCUUUGGCUUGUAAACAGACGGCCCUGGAGAGAGACUGGAUGAUGACCUCUCUGCUGUCUGACGACUCACCUCCAAAAACCCUCCAUCAUUCUCCUCCAUUCCCAGACCAGCUGCUUGGUCCAAAGGUAACACACAGCGCUGAACCCCCCCACCCCCCCCACCCUUUUAGGAGGCCUGAAAUACCCUAUGCAUCAGCAGAUGUCAUUUUUCACAUGAGCCAGGGCCCUUUUUCUUUCCUUAGUUAUCUCUCCCUUGCUCUUUGCUUUGGAUGAGCGUUGCAGGCAGGACUCUAUAUCACGGUAGCUAACUGCUCUGCCUGGCGCUCACUGAUGGGUGGCAGCUGCUGCCACUGCCAGGCAGACCUUCAUGUUUUAACACAAGCUAACGUGAUCUCCAAAGAGGUGGAUAAACAAUUUACCACUUCGACAUAGAGGAGGGAGAGGUUUUUAAAAUGUCACUAAGCUACUUAAGCUGUAACUUUGACUUUAGGGUCUUCAGGGAAUGGAAAUGCUGAAUGUCAAUGUUCACUGUAAUUCCUUUCCUUAUUUGGAUCAUUUAGAAAAGAGCAUUGCAAACUUCUGGAAGGUUGUGUUUUAGGUGGUCUUGCACCCACAGUGCCAGGGUCAACAAUAGUCUGUUCUUCCAUGAUUAGCUGACUAUUACUCCUAUUGCCAUUACAAAACAUUAAGAACACCUGAACACUUUUCUUGUUUGAUAUAAUGCUACAGUACAUGAUAACAAUCUUCUGUCUUCUGACUGUGUAUUUCAGCGUCCUCUGAAUCUUCCAGAUGCCAACCAGCAGACCAGUCCACCUGUGCUUCUGUGGAAGCCCAAGCAGGCCUGGAUGGGUGGGGAGAGAGCAGAGCCUGCUGAGCAGAGAGUUUCCCCUGACAGCAUCAGCAGGUAGGAAACUGAUGGAGCUGUCAUGGCUGACACAUUUUCAUCUAGGUAGUUCUCACAAAGCAAACAUGGAUGCCACAAGUGGUGGCUUGCUUCCUUACUAAUCACCAAUCAAAGUACCUUCAUAAACUAUUGUUUCCAAAUAGGAUCACCAUUGAUGAUUGAUAGUGUGUUUUUCCCCCCAAUUUAUUUCAGAACGAAAUCUCCUGACUCUGCGUCAGUGCUCAGUGGUCUUUCUGAGAGAUCUCCUGCCUCUGCGUCAGUGCUCAGUGGUCUUUCGGAGAGAUCAGAGAAGAUUCUGGAGGAGUGGUAAGUAGAGUUACGAAGAGUGGGAAUAUUUUGGGUACAUUUCUGCCAAAUUCAGAACAAAAUCUCCAACUUUGUCCUGUAUGCUGUACCCUAAUGGGACAAAAUAUGUUUGUCACUGUCAGUGUGUGAGUGUUGUAGUGAGGAUGUUUUAGAUUCAGCGUGUGACAUGUGUGUCAUUGUCUCCCUAGGGGGUUCAGAGACAGCCACACUGCUCUGAUGAUGCUGAAGAGAGCUCAGAAGAUGAAGUCCAAGAAGCAGAGGCAGAGAAAACUAUUGGGUCUGCAGAAAUCAGUUGAAGUUGAUUUACAUUUGGAGACUAUUUACUAUUUACAGAUAUUCAACUGGCUUGAGCAACUAUUACUGAACCAAAACCCCCAGAACCCUACCUUGUCUAGGCUCUCCUUCCUCCUCUAUUUCCAUUCAUCUCCUCUUUUUCUUUUUGAAACUAUAUUGCCACGCUAGCAGCAUUGAGCCGUUCCUUCUUGUGUAUGUUAAUCAGCCGUAACAGACAGCAGAGGUAACAGAGGUCUGGCCCUGUCAUCUCCUAUUGGCCCCAGUCAGAGAGCCCUUACAGGAAACAGCCAUUAACCAAACCAACCGGGUGGCUUUCCCUUCCCUUAGUUCCAACCAACCAGACGCUCUCUCCGAGCCGUCGUCCCAGAGACGGUUUUCAUUAGUCUGCAUGGGUUACCGCGACUACAGUCCAAAACACCGGUCGGUAGUCGUGCCACGUUCGUGUAGACUAGACAGACAGUGACGCUGGUCGUUGAUCAGGAUUGUUAGAGCAUGACUGUACAGUACCAGAGCGCUAGAUCCAGUAAUCUCUGUCUGCCACACAGGCCUGUGUCAACUGUCAUCUGCCCAAGUAGUGAAUGCAUAGUGUUAGGCUCUCUGCGUGUCAUGAAGGGUCUCUCUGCUGUGAGUUUCUCCAGGACCCAAAGGUUCUUGUCUGGAUGCUGUGGGUUUAAUGUUAGUCUCUCUCUCUCUCUCUAGACACAACUGGACGCCUGGCCCUUUUCAGGAACCAUAGCAACCAGCAUGCCCCUAUGGAAGCACCAAAGAAGCCCUCUCCAGAGAGGAGCGACUACAUUAAAGGUAGGACUCAGACAACACUAGACACUACAGUAAUGUAGCCUUAUCACAUUACUGAGCUGAGGCAAACCAAGCCCAGCCAACUGUACUGUGUAUUGCCAUGCAUUUAGGCUACCUCAUUAACCUUACAUUUUUACAUUUACGUCAUUUAGUAGACGCUCUUAUCCAGAGCAACUUACAGUUAGUGAGUGCAAACAUUUUCAUACUGGCCCCCCCGUGGGAAUCGAACCCACAACCCUGGCGUUGCAAGUGCCAUGCUCUACCAACUGAGCCAAUGAGAUGGUAACAAUUUGACGUUUUAUUCGGAUCAACAUUUACGUGAUGCAGCAUACUUCAAUCCCCCACAAAUGUAUACUGCAGCUCAUAGAGCCAUGCUUAUGUAUGCACGUGUUUUAGUGCUUUCAAUAUGAGCUGUUUACUAUCUAGAGGAAGUAAGUACCACUGCUGCCUGCAUUAAAUAGAAACGCUUAGAGAUUAUGGACCGGCGACGAAAUUAAAGGCACAUGAAUGGUCGUAAAUAGUGGGACAUGAAGUAGUUUGGGAUGACGGAUGAUAAACAAGAUGAUUGUGUUUCAGCAGGUCUUUGUAGAUGACUUGAAGUGUGAAAUUGAGUUAAGUACUGGGGAGGUAGGGCUCUGAGGGGUUCCAGACUGAACAAACUGAAGGCCUCUUGUCUUAGACAUAAAUAGUAUUGUGGGGGGUAGUAGUAGUGUCUUGGUUUGGGUGAGUUGGUUUGUUGGGGUUGCGAGGAUACGUGGGUGAGUUGGUUUGUUGGGGUAGCGAGGAUAGGUGGGUGAGUUGGUUUGUUGGGGUUGCGAGGAUAGGUGGGUGAGUUGGUUUGUUGGGGUUGCGAGGAUAGGUGGGUGAGUUGGUUUGUUGGGGUUGCGAGGAUACGUGGGUGAGUUGGUUUGUUGGGGUGCGAUGAUAGGGGGUGAGUUGGUUUGUUGGGUUAACUUCAAGCGAGGAUUUAUGUGGGUGAGUGGUUGUGGGGUUGCGAGGUAGGUGGGUGAGUUGGUUUGUUGGGGUAGCGAGGAUACGUGGUGGUGGUUUGUUGGGGUUGCGGAGGAAGGUGGAGGAGUUUUUUUUGUUGGGGUUGCGAUGAUAGGUGGUGAGUUGGUUUGUUGGGGUUGCGAGGCUAGGUGGGUGAGUUGGUUUGUUGGGGUUGCGAGGAUAGGUGGGUGAGUUGGUUUGUUGGGGUAGCGAGGAUAGGUGGGUGAGUUGGUUUGUUGGGGUUGCGAGGAUAGGUGGGUGAGUUGGUUUGUUGGGGUUGCGAGGCUAGGUGGGUGAGUUGGGUUGUGGGGUAGCGAGGAUCGUGGGGGAGUGUUGUUGGGUAGGCGAGGAUAGGUGGGUGAGUUGGUUUGUUGGGGUAGCGAGGCUAGGUGGUUGGGGUGGGGUUAGUGGGUUGGUGGUAAGUGGGUUGAGAAGAAAAGGUGCUGGUAAAAAGUAUGGAGAAAAGUGGUUAGUGGGGGGGGGAAUGGACUAGACUCUGUAUGUACUUCUCUCUCCCUCCAUGCACCAUCUGCCCACACAGACCAGACCAAUACACUUUAACAAUACAGAUAGGUCCAAAAAGAGAGAGGGGAAAUAUUUUCUCCUCCUUUCAUGAAAACACUUUGCGGCGGCUCCCCGGCCCUGCUCCCCUCUCUCCGGGUAUGUAAGCCGAUACCCAUUUCAAGUGGGUUACUCAUGUCCAGCACAUCCACACAAAGAGCCCGGAUAAAAUAAACACGCCGCGUUAGAUAUCUCGGAAAGAAUCUGUCAUGGGUUUGGGGCUAAUCACCUCCAGAAGGGGCUUGACUCAAAGCCUGAAACGUUAGCCCCUGCCGGGGAGCUCCGGCUGGGCUGGCUGGCUGAGCCCGGGGCGCUAGCUGGGGAUGGGAUGGAUCUGAGGGGGUGCCUUCCACAGGUCAGCACCAGGGGAGGCAGAGGAGAGGGGAGGCAACCCAGCCCAGUCUGCCGAUGGAGAGAGACCCAGAAACCCCACAGACCUAGAGCCAGACCCCGGCCAGCACGCCUCUACGCCAGCCGCCCAACAGCCCAGGCCCCUGUAAAAAGGCAGCGGGAGCUGCUCCAGUCAAGAACCCCAGUGGGUUUGGGUUACGCUUUUUACAGGGUUCCCCUCAUUCAGAUCAGAAACCCAAUGAGGAGGGGGACGGGGAGGAGGUCGGAAGAAGGAGUCAACUCCCGAGUCCAAGGCUGUGUUUGAAAUGGCCCCCUAUUUCCUAUAUAGUGCACUACUUUUGACUUUUAACCAGGGCCCCAGAAAAUUUUGUAGCAGUGGGGGGGAAAAGGUCAUGGGGGGGUGGCUUCCCUCUCACCCUUGUUUUGGGUGUCCGAGGUCCCUUCCGGAUAAUUGUUAUGUAGAUGGACUGAGAAUCUCAGUUCUGGUGACCUUUUUUUAAAGGAUUCUACUAAAAAAUGUAUGAAAAUAAAAUUAUGCUGACACCAUUUAAAAUAUAAUUUCUACCUCCAUAAAUGAGCCCAAUAACAUAUUGGUAAAAUGAUUUGCUACAUUUAGCCCCACUCUCCCCUAUGCAAUCACAGUGAAUUGCGGAGCUGUAACAUGCUUAACCAUGCCCCUACAAAACAAUCUGGGUUUAAGCUAGAGAUACAGUGAGAGAAAAAAGUAUUUGAUCCCCUGCUGAUUUUGUACGUUUGCCCACUGACAAAGAAAUGAUCAGUCUAUAAUUUUAAUGGUAGGUUUAUUUGAACAGUGAGAGACAGAAUAACAACAAAAAAAUCCAGAAAAACGCAUGUCAAAAAUGUUAUAAAUUGAUUUGCAUUUUAAUGAGGGAAAUAAGUAUUUGACCCCCUCUGAAUCAGAAAGAGUUCUGGCUCCCAGGUGUCUUUUAUACAGGUAACGAGCUGAGAUUAGGAGCCCACUCUUAAAGGGAGUGCUCCUAAUCUCAGCUUGUUACCUGUAUAAAAGACACCUGUCCACAGAAGCAAUCAAUCAAUCAGAUUCCAAACUCUCCACCAUGGCCAAGACCAAAGAGCUCUCCAAGGAUGUCAGGGACAAGAUUGUAGACCUACACAAGGCUGGAAUGGGCUACAAGACCAUCGCCAAGCAGCUUGGUGAGAAGGUGACAACAGUUGGUGCGAUUAUUUGCAAAUGGAAGUAACACAAAAUAACUGUCAAUCUCCCUCGGCCUGGGGCUCCAUGCAAGAUCUCACCUCGUGGAGUUGCAAUGAUCAUGAGAACGGUGAGGAAUCAGCCCAGAACUACACAGGAGGAUCUUGUCAAUGAUCUCAAGGCAGCUGGGACCAUAGUCACCAAGAAAACAAUUGGUAACGCACUACGCGGUGAAGGACUGAAAUCCUGCAGCGCCCGCAAGGUCCCCCUGCUCAAGAAAGCACAUAUACAGGCCCGUCUGAAGUUUGCCAAUGAACAUCUGAAUGAUUUAGAGGAGAACUGGGUGAAAGUGUUGUGGUCAGAUGAGACCAAAAUGGAGCUCUUUGGCAUCAACUCAACUCGCCGUGUUUGGAGGAGGAGGAAUACUGCCUAUGACCCCAAGAACACCAUCCCCACUGUCAAACAUGGAGGUGGAAACAUUAUGCUUUGGGGGUGUUUUUCUGCUAAGGGGACAUGACAACUUCACCGCAUCAAAGGGACGAUAGACGGGGCCAUGUACCGUCAAAUCUUGGGUGAGAACCUCCUUCCCUCAGCCAGGGCAUUGAAAAUGGGUCGUGGAUGGGUAUUCCAGCAUGACAAUGACCCAAAACACACGGCUAAGGCAACAAAGGAGUGGCUCAAGAAGAAGCACAUUAAGGUCCUGGAGUGACCUAGCCAGUCUCCAGACCUUAAUCCCAUAGAAAAUCUGUGGAGGGAGCUGAAAGUUCGAGUUGCCAAAUGUCAGCCUCGAAACCUUAAUGACUUGGAGAAGAUCUGCAAAGAGGAGUGGGACAAAAUCCCUCCUGAGAUGUGUGCAAACCUGGUGGCCAACUACAAGAAACAUCUGACCUCUGUGAUUGCUAACAAGGGUUUUGCCACCAAGUACUAAGUCAUGUUUUGCAGAGGGGUCAAAUACUUAUUUCCCUCAUUAAAAUGCAAAUCAAUUUAUAACAUUUUUUACAUGCGUUUUUCUGGAUUUUUUUGUUGUUAUUCUGUCUCUCACUGUUCAAAUAAACCUACCAUUAAAAUUAUAGACUAAUCAUUUCUUUGUCAGUGGGCAAACGUACAAAAUCAGCAGGGGAACAAAUACUUUUUUCCCUCACUGUAUCUGUUUUUUUGCAUGGCCUGUGUCUCAAUCCAACGCAUCCGCCUAUGGUGGCCUCCCGCAUCUGCUGUGGAAAGUGGCUGAGCUACAGCGGUGUUUGUCAGACCGUGAGACAUCCCAAAAAUUGGUAUUUUUACGAAAACGUCUGAACCCCCACAAGCCCCACAAGACUCGUCUGAAGUUGGUAUCGUCGAUGUGCCAACUUCUGUUUGUAGCUUCCGAAACUAAUGUGAGCCCACUGUGGAAAGGGGAGAUUCUCACGAACACGAUGGUGUUCUCCGUUUUGCCCCACAAGUGUCACGGGACUCGUCUGAAGGCAACCUGUACUGGCUUAAAAAAUGAAUGGCAGUAUGGUGGUAGUUUUGUGCCUACCCAAAACAUUAAUAAUGAUAACGACAGGCCAUCAUUACUUUAAGACAUGAAGGUAAGUCACUAUGGAAAAUGUCAAGAACUUUAAACGUUUCUUCAAGUGCAGUCGCAAAAACCAUCAAGCGCUAUGAUGAAACUGGCUCUCAUGAGGACCGCCACAGGAAUGGAAGACCCAGAGUUACCUCUGCUGCAAAGGAUAAGUUCAUUAGAGUUACCAGCCUCAGAAAUUGCAGCCCAAAUAAAUGCACCACAGAGUUCAAGUCACAGACACAUCACAACAUCAACUGUUCAGCGGGGACUGUGUGAAUCAGGCCUUCCUUCAUGGUCGAAUUGCUGCAAAGAAACCACUACUAAAGGACACCAAUAAGAAGAAGAGACCUGCUUGGGCCAAGAAACAUGAGCAAUGGACAUUAGACUGGUGGAAAUGUGUCCUUUGGUCUGGAGUCCAAAUUUGAGAUUUUUUUUCCAACCGCCGUGUCUUUUUGAGAUGCGGUGUGGGUGAACGGAUGAUCUCUGCACAUGUAUUUCCUACCGUAAUGCAUGGAGGAGGAGGUGUUAUGUUGUGGGGGUGCUUUGCUGGUGACACUGGCUGUGAUUUAUUUAGAAUUCAAGGCACACUUAACCAGCAUGGCUACCACAGCAUUAUGCAGCGAUACGCCAUUCCAUUUGGUUUGGGCUUAGUGGGACUAUCAUUUGUUUUUCAACAGGACAAUGACCCAACACACCUCCAGGCUGUGUAAGGGCUAUUUUACCAAGAAGGAGAGUGAUGGAGUGCUGCAUCAGAUGACCUGGCCUCCACAAUCCCCCGACCUCAACCCAAUUGAGAUGGUUUGGGAUGAGUCGGACGGCAGAGUGAAGGAAAAGCAGCCAACAAGUGCUCAGCAUAUGUGGGAACUCCUUCAAGACUGUUGGAAAAGCAUUCCAGGUGAAGCUGGUUGAGAGAAUGCCAAGAGUGUGCAAAGCUGUCAUCAAGGCAAAGGGUGGCUAUUUGAAGAAUCUCAAAUAUAAAAUAUAAUUUGAUUUGUUUAACACUUUUCUUUGGUUACUACAUGAUUCCAUAUGUGUUAUUUCAUAGUUUUGAUGUCUUCACUAUUAUUCUACAAUGUAGAAAAUAGUCAAAAUAAAGAAAAACCCUUGAAUGAUUAGGUGUAUCCAAACGUUUGACUGGUACUGUGUAUAUAUAUAUAUUACCUGAGCUUUCUUAUAUCUUCUAGAUAUAGGACAGAUAUUAUCCUUUUUUGGCCAUUUAUGAAUGUGUUAUUCAAUGCAUUUCUGUGGGCUAUAGUAGUUAAGGCCAAAUUCAAUAUGUUAUAAAAAUAUAUAUAUACCUAGGGUCCUAGAAUUCAAAAUCAAAUAGCUAAAUGAUCCAUGGUAUGACCAUCUUAAAACAAUUUCAUAUGUCAGCUUAGACUCUUAAGAAUUAAAAUGGUGCAGUUCGCACAUAUUUAGGAGUUGAGAAGUAAAUAAAGUAGGAAUGGAAAGUAGGAAUGGAACGCUGGGAUCCUCCUCUUUUUAACAAAGGCCAUUAAAACUGUUGUUUUUCCAGCGAAUGCAAGAAUUGUUGUGCAUUGACUGCUUGUCAGAAUGCAUGUCCCUAUGGCACUCCUAACAUGAAUGCGCCUUCAAAUAAAUAAUUUUCUCACAUAGGCUAAAACACACAACAACAAGCCAACUAGGUAAAUAGAUCAACUAUUCUACUAUGGGGUAGUCAGAUUUUUCUAUUCAUUACUAGUUUUGUUUGCAGAGGAAACGUAAAUGUGGACUGUUCUCGCAAUUUCAAAGUGCACCUCGGCAGAAAUGUAUUUUCCUGUUCCAUAUUUUUUUGCUGUAGUGGCAAUGAUUUUGCCGUGGCGCAGUGCCACAUAUAAAUGACUGCAGCGGAAACACUGGUGUAGUGAAUAGCGUGCCAUUUCGGACGCACCCCAAGUCACUGACCUACAUUUUUUUGUCAUUUAGCAGACGCUCUUAUCCAGAGCGACUUAGUUAGUGAGUGCAUACAUAUAUUUUAUAUUUUUUUCAUACUGAUGUGUUGUGCUCUGCUUCUGCAAGGCAGAGCCUGUUUGAUGAAUGAUCAGGACCUGGGAGGAGGAAAGUUACUGGGAACAAUAGUGGAAAAAUGGUUGUAAUGCAAUAGGUAGUUAGGGUUUGGAUGGACUGGGGGUGUGCGUUAUAGCUGCAUGUUAGCUCGGUCUUAUCCAAAGUUCUGACACGCUUGACGGGGAAUUUAGCAUCAGGGUGAAGGAAUCCUGAAAUAAUUCACCUGCACUUCAAAAUAUACAGAAAUGAUGCGGUAACGAUGUCAUAUUUAACAUUACUUCAGCCUAACCGUUUAGUAACUUGUUUAUUGGGUGUGUACCUGACUGUUACCUCAGUGAUUGAAGUUACCACAUCAAGCUCUCAUAAUGAACAAUUAGAUGGAAGAAGUAACCUAUUAGCUUGAACUUUUAUAUCUCUUUGUUUUCAUUGUAGAUUUGAUACGGUUUGAUAUGGAUAAAUAACACAGACUUAAGUGAUAAGCAUUGGUGUUUUAGUUUCACCAAUCACAAUAAUAUAAUUCUGAAUAUGUAAACAACACAAUUGAACGAACGAACCAAGCGAACGGCUCCUACAUGCUUGACAUACCCAGAAUCCCUCUGAACUGCUAUGAACUAACAACAUGGACGAUGGAAACAGUGCUGUUGUUACAUGGACGGAAAUAACAUCCUACAUUUUCACUUUAUGGGAAUUGGCAAUGCAAAUUUGGGUUGAAAUGUUAAAUCCAAAAUAGUAUUAUAUUGGGAAAACAUGAAAAAAUGUCACGGCUAAAAUACAACAUUUGCAAAGUUAUACUUUGUAUGGAAAUAGUGCAAGCAUGUAGCUAAUGUUGAGUCAGUGCGCCAUUGGAAUUCAUUGUUGCUUGAUUUAUAGCAUGAAUGAAGCAUGAACUGAAUCUCUCCAUAUCAAACGGUCUUAUUUCACACCAUAGCGUUCCAGUGUAUUAUGUCAGAGAGAGUUUGAUCUGCGUGAAUUGGAGCAGGCCAGGAGCCAGCCCAGCCGUCUCACGUUCCUUCAUAAAGUUAUUAUCAUAGUGCCUGUGGUGUGUGUGUGUGUGUGUGUGUGUGUGUGUGUGUGUGUGUGUGUGUGUGUGUGUGUGUGGCCCGCGCCGCCUGCCUGUUGACCGCUGGGUGACCAUGUGUGGUUUGCUCUCUUGAGGUGAAGGCUUCACCCCUGGGCGAAGGAAAGUAGGAGACAGGCCCUAUGAUAAAAGCUGACCUCCUCUCCUCCUUUAAGUCUGGCGCUGGAUCUCACAACGGCAUAUCCCCAUAGGGUCAUCUCCACCACAGGGCAGGGCAGGAGGCAGCACUGGAGAGAGAGAGAGAGAGGGAGGGAGAGCGAGGGGGAAGGGAUAGAAAGAGGGAGGGAGAGAGAUAAGCUCAUAUUGGCUUCUGGUGAAAUCUAUGAAGAUCCCAUGAGGCUAGUUUAGCCAACAAGAUCUCAUGGUUUUACCAAUUUCACUAAAGAUUCUGACGUUUAGCCAUGUUUCUCCAAAUGUCAAAUUUCGAAGUUGCUACAAACGUCACAUUUCUAAGGGUUUUUGACACCCUUGAUUCCUCCUCCUGCUCAGUAUCGUUCCAUUUCUCCAAAUGUCAAAUCUUGAUAUAAUAAUAAUAAUAAUAAUAAUAAUAAUAUGCCAUUUAGCAGACGCUUUUAUCCAAAGCGACUUACAGAUAUGUUUUUAAGUUAAGGGUUAAGGUUUGGUAUAUGGUUAAAACAUUACGUUUACGCAUUAAUUCUGAAUGGUAAAGUUAAGGGUUAAGGUUUGGGAUAGGGAGAACCCCCCCCAAAAAAUGUCUACCACUAGUAUUGAACACGUGACCUUCGGAUCCAGAGCCAUGGGAUUACAACCAUCCACCGCCCCUGUCCACAACCCCCUAGCAAAACCCAAGCCAACUUGAUGGUAAUAGUGCUCACUGUUGCCCCUAGUGGCCGGUUUUGAAGGCAUCCCUGAAGUUUUCAGGACAUGGAUAGACGUCCAACUUCGAAGUCAAUCUUGAAUGAUCUCUCUGAGUUUAGCUGUCUGAUUUUAGCUGUCUUUGUCCUCUAAAAUGUCUCAAGUAUUCCUUUGUUUUUAUGUACAGUAUCUUUAUCCCCGUCGGCAAGCCUCAGAAUACCACUGAUGCUUUAUACUUACAAUUGCUCACGAUCCUGACUGUACUAAGUUACUGGGAGCUGUAGCUUUGCAUGAGUUGUACAGUGGGGAGAACAAGUAUUUGAUACACUGCCGAUUUUGCAGGUUUUCCUACUUACAAAGCAUGUAGAGGUCUGUGAUUUUAAUCAUAGGUACACUUCAACUGUGAGAGACGGAAUCUAAAACAAAAAUCCAGAAAAUCACAUUGUAUGAUUUUUAAGUAAUUCAUUUGCAUUUUAUUGCAUGACAUAAGUAUUUGAUACAUCAGAAAAGCAGAACUUAAUAUUUGGUACAGAAACCUUUGUUUGCAAUUACAGAGAUCAUACGUUUCCUGUAGGUCUUGACCAGGUUUGCACACACUGCAGCAGGGAUUUUGGCCCACUCCUCCAUACAGACCUUCUCCAGAUCCUUCAGGUUUCGGGGCUGUCGCUGGGCAAUACGGACUUUCAGCUCCCUCCAAAGAUUUUCUAUUGGGUUCAGGUCUGGAGACUGGCUAGGCCACUCCAGGACCUUGAGUUGCUUCUUACGGAGCCACUCCUUAGUUGCCCUGGCUGUGUGUUUCGGGUCGUUGUCAUGCUGGAAGACCCAGCCACGACCCAUCUUCAAUGCUCUUACUGAGGGAAGGAGGUUGUUGGCCAAGAUCUCGCGAUACAUGGCCCCAUCCAUCCUCCCCUCAAUGCGGUGAAGUCGUCCUGUCCCCUUUGCAGAAAAGCAUCCCCAAAGAAUGAUGUUUCCACCUCCAUGCUUCACGGUUGGGAUGGUGUUCUUGGGGUUGUACUCAUCCUUCUUCUUCCUCCAAACACGGCGAGUGGAGUUUAGACCAAAAAGCUCUAUUUUUGUCUUAUUAAACCACAUGACCUUCUCCCAUUCCUCCUCUGGAUCAUCCAGAUGGUCAUUGGCAAACUUCAGACGGGCCUGGACAUGCGCUGGCUUGAGCAGGGGGACCUUGCGUGCGCUGCAGGAUUUUAAUCCAUGACGGCGUAGUGUGUUAGACCGAGGGUGAUUGACCGUCAUCUUGAACUUCUUCCAUUUUCUAAUAAUUGCGCCAACAGUUGUUGCCUUCUCACCAAGCUGCUUGCCUAUUGUCCAGUAGCCCAUCCCAGCCUUGUGCAGGUCUACAAUUUUAUCCCUGAUGUCCUUACACAGCUCUCUGGUCUUGGCCAUUGUGGAGAGGUUGGAGUCUGUUUGAUUGAGUGUGUGGACAGCUGUCUUUUAUACAGGUAACGAGUUCGAACUGGUGCAGUUAAUACAGGUAAUGAGUGGAGAACAGGAGGGCUUCUUAAAGAAAAACUAACAGGUCUGUGAGAGCCGGAAUUUUUACUCGUUGGUAGGUGAUCAAAUACUUAUGUCAUGCAAUAAAAUGCAAAUUAAUUACUUAGAAAUCAUACAAUGUGAUUUUCUGGAUUUUUGUUUUAGAUUCCGUCUCUCACAGUUGAAGUGUACCUAUGAUAUAAAUUACACACCUCUACAUGCUUUGUAAGUAGGAAAACCUGCAAAAUCGGCAGUGUAUCAAAUACUUGUUCUCCCCACUGUAUGUAAGUAACUAUCCAAAUAAUAUACUUGAAUGAAUCCCUUCACAACAUUUAGUUAUUUGCGCCAUUACUUGUGCAUCGAGCUAACUUGUUAUUCCCUACAUACACUGUGCAUGACCUUGAUGUUUCUUUGUUUUGGGGGGGGGGGGUGUAACUUGUUCUGAAUUACUCUAAAGUGCCUACGACCUGCCUCUCCUUUACGACUUGGUAGCUGCAGGACGUGACCCUGACCACACCCACCUCCCCAUCCAGACUGUCCAAGGCCCCCCCCUUGCAACCCCUUGAAUGAGCAGAUUCUCUCUCUGAUAUCGUAAGCCAGGGCUCUCUCCUGCCUCCCUUCUGUCCCCCUCGCCUCGAUAGAGAGAGAUUGGAUAAUGUGCUUAAAAGACCCACUUAACAGGCGUGACUCCUCCUGAUGUCCUGGAGCAGGGGAACAGGACAGGGUGUGAGGGUGGGGUGAGGGGGAAGCUGAAAGGAGGGCUAUGUCUGGAGCAGGACAGGGGGCUGCAUGUGGGUGGGGUGAGGAAGAGAGGCGAGGGGAUGGUGGAAGGAGGACUAGUAUGUUUUGACACGGGGCUGGGGGUGAGGGGAAAGUGGAAGGAGGCCUAGAAUGUCUUGACACAGGGGUGGGGGUGAGGGGAAGGUGGAUGGAGUACUAGUAUGUCUUGACACAGGGGUGAGGGGAAGGUGGAAAGAGAGCUACAGGGCCGGGGUGAGGCAGGGGGUGAGGGAAGGUGGAAAGAGAGCUACAGGGCCGGGGUGAGGCUGGGGCUGAGAGAAGGUGGAAGGAGGGCUAACUAUCUGUCUGGACUGUAAUUUAACACUAACCUCCCUACUCCCCUAUGAGCCAUUGUGCAUCCUGAUCCUAACAACAUCAUCCCAUAGACUUUCCUUGAGUUUUAAGGCGUAACAAUUAUAUAUACAGUUGAAGUCGGAAGUUUACAUACACUUAGGUUGGAGUCAUUAAAACUCGUUUUUCAACCACUCCACACAUUUCUUGUUAACAAACUAGAGUUUUGGCAAGUCGGUUAGGACAUCUACUUUGUGCCUGACACAAGUAAUUUUUCCAACAAUUGUUUACAGACAGAUUAUUUCACUUAUAAUUCACUGUAUCACAAUUCCAGUGGGUCGGAAGUUUACAUACACUAAGUUGACGGUGACUUUAAACAGCUUGGAAAAUUCCAGAAAAUGAUGUCAUGGCUUUAGAAGCUUCUGAUAGGCUAAUUGACAUCAUUUGAGUCAAUUGGAGGUGUACCUGUGGAUGUAUUUCAAGGCCUACCUUCAAACUCAGUGCCUCUUUGCUUGACAUCAUGGGAAAAUCAAAAGAAAUCAGCCAAGACCUCAGAAAGAAAAUUGUAGACCUCCACAAGUCUGGAUCAUCCUUGGGAGCAAUUUCCAAACGCCUGAAGGUACCUUGUUCAUAUGUACAAACAAUAGUACGCAAAUAUAAACACCAUGGGACCACGCAGCCGUCAUACCGCUCAGGAAGGAGACGCGUUCUGUCUCCUAGAGAUUAAUGUACUUUGGUGCGAAAAGUGCAAAUCAAUCCCAGAACAACAGCAAAGGACCUUGUGAAGAUGCUGGAGGAAACAGGUACAAAAGUAUCUACAGUGAGGGGAAAAAGGUAUUUGAUCCCCUGCUGAUUUUGUACGUUUGCCCACUGACAAAGACAUGAUCAGUCUAUACUUUUAAUGGUAGGUUUAUUUGAACAGUGAGAGACAGAAUAACAACAACAAAAUCCAGAAAAACGCAUGUCAAAAAUGUUAUAAAUUGAUUUGCAUUUUAAUGAGGGAAAUAAGUAUUUGACCCCUCUGCAAAACAUGACUUAGUACUUGGUGGCAAAACCCUUGUUGGCAAUCACAGAGGUCAUACAUUUCUUGUAGUUGGCCACCAGGUUUGCACACAUCUCAGGAGGGAUUUUGUCCCACUCCUCUUUGCAGAUCUUCUCCAAGUCAUUAAGGUAUCGAGGCUGAUGUUUGGCAACUCGAACCUUCAGCUCCCUCCACAUAUUUUCUAUGGGAUUAAGGUCUGGAGACUGGCUAGGCCACUCCAGGACCUUAAUGUGCUUCUUCUUGUGCCACUCCUUUGUUGCCUUGGCCGUGUGUUUUGGGUCAUUAUCAUGCUGGAAUAACCAUCCACGACCAAUUUUCAAUGCCCUGGCUGAGGGAAGGAGGUUCUCACCCAAGAUUUGACAGUACAUGGCCCCGUCCAUUGUCCCUUUUGAUGCGGUGAAGUUGUCCUGUCCCCUUAGCAGAAAAACACCCCCAAAGCAUAAUGUUUCCACCUCCAUGUUUGAUGGUGGGGGUGGUGUUCUUGGGGUCAGAGGCAGCAUUCCUCCUCCAAACACGGGGAGUUGAGUUGAUGCCAAAGAGCUCGAUUUUGGUCUCAUCUCACCACAACACUUUCACCCAGUUCUCCUCUGAAUCAUUCAGAUGUUCAUUGGCAAACUUCAGACGGGCCUGUAUAUGUGCUUUCUUGAGCAGGGCGCUGCAGGAUUUCAGUCCUUCACGGCGUAGUGUGUUACCAAUUGUUUUCUUGGUGACUAUGGUCCCAGCUGCCUUGAGAUCAUUGACAAGAUCCUCCUGUGUAGUUCUGGGCUGAUUCCUCACCGUUCUCAUGAUCAUUGCAACUCCACGAGGUGAGAUCUUGCAUGGAGCCCCAGGCCGAGGGAGAUUGACAGUUAUUUUGUGUUACUUCCAUUUGCGAAUAAUCGCACCAACUGUUGUCACCUUCUCACCAAGCUGCUUGGCGAUGGUCUUGUAGCCCAUUCCAGCCUUGUGUAGGUCUACAAUCUUGUCCCUGACAUCCUUGGAGAGAUCUUUGGUCUUGGCCAUGGUGGAGAGUUUGGAAUCUGAUUGAAUGAUUGCUUCUGUGGACAGGUGUCUUUUAUACAGGUAACAAGCUGAGAUUAGGAGCACCCCCUUUAAGAGUGUGCGCCUAAUCUCAGCUCGUUACCUGUAUAAAAGACACCUGGGAGCCAGAAAUCUUUCUGAUUGAGAGGGGGUCGAAUACUUAUUUCCCUCAUUAAAAUGCAAAUCAAUUUAUAACAUUUUUGACAUGCGUUUUUCUGGAUUUUUUUUUUGUUAUUCUGUCUGUCACUGUUCAAAUAAACCUACCAUAAAAAUUAUUUUGUCAGUGGGCAAACGUACAAAAUCAACAGGGGAUCAAAUACUUUUUCCCUCACUGUAUAUCCACAGUAAAACGAGUCCUAUAUCGACAUAACCUGAAAGGCCGCUCAGCAAGGAAGAAGCCACUGUUCAAAACCGCCAUAAAAAAGCCAGACUACGGUUUGCAACUGCACAUGGGGACAAAAUCGUACUUUUUGGAGAAAUGUCCUCUGGUCUGAUGAAACAAAAAUUGAACUGUUUGGCCAUAAUGACCAUGGUUAUGUUUGGAGGAAAAAGGGGGUUGCUUGCAAGCCGAAGAACACCACCCCAAACGUGAAGCACGGAGGUGGCAGCAUCAUGCUGUAGGGGUUAUUUGCUGCAGGAGGGACUGGUGCACUUCACAAAAUAGAUGGCAUCAUGAGGAAGGAAGAUUAUGUGGAUUUAUUGAAGCAACAUCUCAAGACAUCAGUCAGGAAGUUAAAGCUUUGUCGCAAAUGUGUCUUCCAAAUGGACAAUGACCCCAAGCAUACUUUCAAAGUUGUGGCAAAAUGGCUUAAGGACAAUAAAGUCAAUCCUAUAGAAAAUGUGUGGGCAGAACUGAAAAGGCGUGUGCGAGCAAGGAGGCCUACAAACCUUACUCAGUUACACCAGCUCUGUCAGGAGGAAUGGGCCAAAAUUCACCCAACUUAUUGUGGGAAGCUUGUGGAAGGCUACCCAAAACGAUUGACCCAAGUUAAACAAUUUAAAGGCAAUGCUACCAAAUACUAAUUAAGUGUAUGUAAACUUCUGACCCACUGGGGAUGUGAUGAAAUAAAUAAAAGGUUAAAUAAAUCAUUCUCUCUACUGUUAUUCUGACAUUUCACAUUCUUAAAAUAAAGUGGUGAUCCUAACUGACUUAAGACAAGGGAAUUUUUACUAGGAUUAAAUGUCAGGAAUUGUGAAAAUCUGAGCUUAAAUGUAUUUGCCUAAGGUGUACAGUGAGGGGAAAAAGUAUUUGAUCCCCUGCUGAUUUUGUACGUUUGCCCACUGACAAAGAAAUGAUCAGUCUAUAAUUUUAAUGGUAGGUUUAUUUGAACAGUGAGAGACAGAAUAACAACCAAAAAAAUCCAGAAAAAUGCAUGUCAAAAAUGUUAUAAAUUGAUUUGCAUUUUAAUGAGUAUUUGACCCCCUCUCAAUCAGAAAGAUUUCUGGCUCCCAGGUGUAUUUUAUACAGGUAACGAGCUGAGAUUAGGAGCACACUCUUAAAGGGAGUGCUCCUAAUCUCCGUUUGUUACCUGUAUAAAAGACACCUGUCCACAGAAGCAAUCAAUCAAUCAGAUUCCAAACUCUCCACCAUAGCCAAGACCAAAGAGCUCUCCAAGGAUGUCAGGGACAAGAUUGUAGACCUACACAAGGCUGGAAUGGGCUACAAGACCAUCGCCAAGCAGCUUGUUGAGAAGGUGACAACAGUUGGUGCGAUUAUUCGCAAAUGGAAGAAACACAAAAUAACUGUCAAUCUCCCUCGGCCUGGGGCUCCAUGCAAGAUCUCACCUCGUGGAGUUGCAAUGAUCAUGACAACGGUGAGGAAUCAGCCCAGAACUACGCGGGAGGAUCUUGUCAAUGAUCUCAAUGCAGCUGGGACCAUAGUCACCAAGAAAACAAUUGGUAACACACUAUGCCGUGAAGGACUGAAAAUCUGCAGCGCCCGCAAGGUCCCCCUGCUCAAGAAAGCACAUAUACAGGCCCGUCUUAAGUUUGCCAAUGAACAUCUGAAUGAUUCAGAGGAGAACUGGGUGAAAGUGUUGUGGUCAGAUGAGACCAAAAUCGAACUCUUUGGCAUCAACUCAACUCGCCAUGUUUGGAGGAGGAGGAAUGCUGCCUAUGACCCCAAGAACACCAUCCCCACUGUCAAUGCUUUGGGGGUGUUUUUCUGCUAAGGGAACAGGACAACUUCAUCGCAUAAAAGGGACAAUGGACGGGGCCAUGUACCAUCAAAUCUUGGGUGAGAACCUCCUUCCCUCAGCCAGGGCAUUGUAAAUGGGUCGUGGAUGGGUAUUCCAGCAUGACAAUGACCCAAAACACAUGGCCAUGGCAACAAAGGAGUGGCUCAAGAAGAAGCACAUUAAGGUCCUGGAGUGGCCUAGCCAGUCUCCAGACCUUAAUCCCAUAGAAAAUCUGUGGAGGGAGCUGAAGGUUCGAGUUGCCAAACGUCAGGCUCGAAACCUUAAUGACUUGGAGAAGAUCUGCAAAGAGGAGUGGGACAAAAUCCCUCCUGACGUGUGCAAACCUGGUGGCCAACUACAAGAAACGUCUGACCUCUGUGAUUGCCAACAAGGGUUUUGCCACCAAGUACUAAAUCAUGUUUUGCACAGGUGUCAAAUACUUAUUUCCCUCAUUAAAAUGCAAAUCAAUUUAUAACAUUUUUUACAAGCGCUUUUCUGGAUUGUUUUGUUGUUAUUCUGUCUCUCACUGUUCAAAUAAACCUACCAUUAAAAUGAUAGACUGAUCAUGUCUUUGUCAGUGGGCAAACGUACAAAAUCAGCAGGUGAUCAAAUACUUUUUUCCCCUCACUGUAUGUAAACUUCCGACUUCAACUGUAUUUAAAUAGGCAGUAUAUACAGUGCAUUCGGAAAGUAUUCAGGCCCUUUCCCCUUUUCCACAUUUUGUUACGUUACAGCCUUAUUCUAAAAUUGAUUUCAUUAAUUAUUUUCCUCAUCAAUCUACACACAGGUGGACUCCAAUCAAGUUGUAGAAACAUCUCAAGGAUGAUCAAUGGAAACAGGAUGCACCUGAGCUCAAUUUUGAGUAUCGUAGCAAAGGGUAUGAAUACUUAUGUAAAUAAGGUAUUUCUGUUUUUUAUUUUUAAUACAUUUGCAGAAAUGUCUAACAACCUGUUUUCGCUUUGUCAUUAGGGAGUAUUGUGUGUAGAUUGAUGAGAAUUGUAUUUAUUUAAUCCAUUUCAGAAUAAGGCUGUAACUUAAAAAAUGUGGAAAAGGGGAAGGGGUCUGAAUACUUUCCGAAUGCACUGUACUAUCUGAUAAAAAAACUAUGUUUUUGGAGAAAAAUAAAUAAAACGGUUUAAUCCUUGUAAAUUAUAUCAUAAAUAGGACUGGUGGAGUUAUGUCACACAUGCAGCUAACAAAAAUAUAUGGAAAUGUCUGCUCUACUCAAAAUUAUAACCAGCUAAUUGCAGCAUUAUCGCAAAAAUGGAAGAGGCAAGUGGAAGGGGGAGAAAGUAAGGAACUUGUCUGUCGGCCCUGCAUUAAAGACCAAAAUUGGUUAAAGAAAAUUGUGAUGAAUAAAAAAGUAUACCAGUUUCAUUUACGGACCAAGAAAUUGACAGCUGUGCCAUACAUAUUGCAAAAUAGUUGGGAAGAGAUUUUCAAUGUACCGAUGAACUGAUACACAAAACGACGCUGGAUUCAAAACUUAGAGUUUUUCAAUUUAAAUUAUUAUGCAAAAUUCUUGCAACCAAUAUGUAUGUUUUACAGUGGGGGAAAAAAGUAUUUAGUCAGCCACCAAUUGUGCAAGUUCUCCCACUUAAAAAGAUGAGAGAGGCCUGUAAUUUUCAUCAUAGGUACACGUCAACUAUGACAGACAAAUUGAGAAAAAGAAAUCCAGAAAAUCACAUUGUAGGAUUUUUAAUGAAUUUAUUUGCAAAUUAUGGUGGAAAAUAAGUAUUUGGUCACCUACAAACAAGCAGGAUUUCUGGCUCUCACAGACCUGUAACUUCUUCUUUAAGAGGCUCCUCUGUCCUCCACUCGUUACCUGUAUUAAUGGCACCUGUUUGAACUUGUUAUCAGUAUAAAAGACACCUGUCCACAACCUCAAACAGUCACACUCCAAACUCCACUAUGGCCAAGACCAAAGAGCUGUCAAAGGACACCAGAAACAAAAUUGUAGACCUGCACCAGGCUGGGAAGACUGAAUCUGCAAUAGGUAAGCAGCUUGGUUUGAAGAAAUCAACUGUGGGAGCAAUUAUUAGGAAAUGGAAGACAUACAAGACCACUGAUAAUCUCCCUCGAUCUGGGGCUCCACGCAAGAUCUCACCCCGUGCGGUCAAAAUGAUCACAAGAACGGUGAGCAAAAAUCCCAGAACCACACGGGGGGACCUAGUGAAUGACCUGCAGAGAGCUGGGACCAAAGUAACAAAGCCUACCAUCAGUAACGCACUACGCUGCCAGGGACUCAAAUCCUGCAGUGUCAGACGUGUCCCCCUGCUUAAGCCAGUACAUGUCCAGGCCCGUCUGAAGUUUGCUAGAGUGCAUUUGGAUGAUCCAGAAGAGGAUUGGGAGAAUGUCAUAUGGUCAGAUGAAACCAAAAUAUAACUUUUUGGUAAAAACUCAACUCGUCGUGUUUGGAGGACAAAUAAUGCUGAGUUGCAUCCAAAGAACACCAUACCUACUGUGAAGCAUGGGGGUGGAAACAUCAUGCUUUGGGGCUGUUUUUCUGCAAAGGGACCAGGACGACUGAUCCGUGUAAAGGAAAGAAUGAAUGGGGCCAUGUAUCGUGAGAUUUUGAGUGAAAACCUCCUUCCAUCAGCAAGGGCAUUGAAGAUGAAACGUGGCUGGGUCUUUCAGCAUGACAAUGAUCCCAAACACACCGCCCGGGCAACGAAGGAGUGGCUUCGUAAGAAGCAUUUCAAGGUCCUGGAGUGGAAUAGCCAGUCUCCAGAUCUCAACCCCAUAGAAAAUCUUUGGAGGGAGUUGAAAGUCCGUGUUGCCCAGCGACAGCCCCAAAACAUCACUGCUCUAAAGGAGAUCUGCAUGGAGGAAUGGGCCAAAAUACCAGCAACAGUGUGUGAAAACCUUGUGAAGACUUACAGAAAACGUUUGACCUGUGUCAUUGCCAACAAAGGGUAUAUAACAAAGUAUUGAGAAACUUUUGUUAUUGACCAAAUACUUAUUUUCCACCAUAAUUUGCAAAUAAAUUCAUUAAAAAUCCUACAAUGUGAUUUCCAGGAUUUUUUUUUCUCAUUUUGUCUGUCAUAGUUGACGUGUACCUAUGAUGAAAAUUACAGGCCUCUCUCAUCUUUUUAAGUGGGAGAACUUGCACAAUUGGUGGCUGACUAAAUACUUGUUUUCCCCACUGUAUAUGCAAAUAUAUAUAUGGGGGAUUGGAAAUGAUGCAGACAAUGACAUUGAUGGAAGCCACAAUCUAUCUGCAAAUAAAUAAAAGUCACCUGUUUUGGGGCCCUGCGUGGUUCUGGUACCAGUUCUGACCAACAUUUAUGCUUAUUAAUUGAUAUGGAGACACCAUAGAUCGAAAUGGCUUGUAUUGAGCGGUAGCCCUGAUUCUCACGGACAGAGGAGUAUGUCUCUUCUGCCUGUGUGAAGCAUGAUGUGAAAUCUGACACCACUUGAAGCUGGGAUGUCCCUCCUACCAUUUAAUUUGCUAUUCCGACUGUCCAUCAACUCCUGGCUGAACCCUACAUCAUAGCCACAUUCAGAGAUCGAUUAAUAGCCAGUAAUCAAAAAUAUUUCAUAGAUUUUAAACAAAAAACACUUUCUGUUUGUCAUAGAUGGACAGACAAACAAACUAUUCUAACACUAAAUAUACAAAUGCAUUCGGAAAGUAUUCAGAGCCCUUCCCCUUUUCCACAUUUUGUUAUGUUACAGCCUUAUUCUAAAAUUGAUUAAAUAAAUACAAAUCCACAUCAAUCUACACACAAUACCCCAUAAGGACAAAGCGAACAUAGGUUUUUAGAAAUGUUUGCAAAUGUAUUAAAGUAAAUAUUUACAUAAGUAUUCAGACCAUUUGCUAUGAGGCUUAAAAUUGAGCUCAGGUGCAUCCUGUUUCCAUUGAUCAUCAUUGAGAUGUUUCUACAACUUGAUUGGAGUCCACCUGUGGUAAAUUAAAUUGAUUGGACAUGAUUUGGAAAGGCACACACCUGUCUAUAGAAGGUCCCACAGCAUGUCAGAGCAAAAACCAAGCCAUGAGGUCGAAGGAAUUGUCCGUAGAGCUCCGAGACAGGAUUGUGUCGAGGCACAGAUCUGGGGAAGGGUACCAAAAAAUCUCUUCAGCAUUGAAAGUCCCCAAGAACACAGUGGCCUCCAUCAUUCUUAAAUGGAAGAAGUUUGGAACCACCAAGACUCUUCCUAGAGCUGGCCGCACGGCCAUACUGAGCAAUCGGGGGAGAAGGUCCUUGGUCAGGGAGGUGACCAAGAACCCAAUGGUCACGCUGACAAAGCUCCAGAGUUCCUCUGUGGACAACCAUCUCUGCAGCACUCCACCAAUCAGGCCUUUAUGGUAGAGUGGCCAGACGGAAGCCACUUCUCAGUAAAAGAAACAUGACAGCCCGCUUGGAGUUUGCCAAAAGGCACCGAAACAAGAUUCUCUGGUCUGAUGAAACCAAGAUUGAACUCUUUGGCCUGAAUGCCAAGCGUCACGUCUGGAGGAAACCUGGCACCAUCCCUAUGGUGAAGCAUGUUGGUGGCAGCAUCAUGCUGUGGGGAUGUUUUUCAGCGGCAGGGACUGGGAGACUAGUCAGGAUCGAGGGAAAUAUGAAUGGAGCAAAGUACAGAGAGAUCCUUGAUGAAAACCUGCUCCAGAGUGCUCAGGACCUCAGACGGGGGUGUCGGUUCACCUUCCGACAGGACAACGACCCUAAGCACACAGUCAAGACAACGCAGGAGUGGCUUCGGGACAAGUCUCUGAAUGUAUUUUAGUGGCCCAGCCAGUGCCCGGACUUGAACCUGAUCAAACAUGUCUGGAGAGACCUGAAAAUAGCUGUGCAGCGACGCUCCCCAUCCAACCUGACAGAGCUUGAGGAUGUGCAGAGAAGAAUGGGUAAACUCCCAAAAUGCAGGUGUGUCAAACUUGUAGCGUCAUACACAAGAAGUCUCGAGGCUGUAAUUGCUGCCAUAGGUGCUUCAACAAAGUACUGAGUAAAGGGUCUAAAUACUUAUGUAUCUUUUAGUACUUUUGCAAAAAAUUAUAAAAACCUGUUUUUGUUUUGUCAUUAUGGGGUAUUAUGUGUUUAUUGAUGAGGGGGAAAAGGCUUUCAGUUAACAAAAUUUGGACAAAGUCAAGGGGUCUGAAUACUUUCCGAAUGCACUGUAUUUUACAGUUAUAAGGAAGGUGAAAUCUUAUAGGUAGUCGUUUUAUAAAUUGGUUAUACUGUAUUUAGAAAAAAUAUAAGUCAUUUCAAGCCUUAAUCAUACCGUUUUGUUGAAUAGGAAAGACAUCAUAUAAAAAUGUUCAUGUUUUAUCAUAUUUGUACUGUGUACUUGAGCUUGUGUCCUCAAAGUGACUACACCUCAGCAAUAUAUAACUAUUUUUACCAGAAAGGUGAGAUUUUAACCUUUCUUGUAGUAUGCAGCAUUACUAGUUAUUGUUUAUGGCCAUCUCAUGAUAAAUAAUUACUUUAAGGGAUUAUGUAGAUUACAUUUUCAAUUACAUUUAGUUACAUUUAAGAGGAUAUAUAUAUAUAUAUAUAUAUAGACCCAUGGGGCGGCGCACAAUUGGCCCAGCGUCGUCCAGGGUAGGGGAGGGAAUGGCCGGCAGGGAUGUAGCUCAGUUGGUAGAGCAUGGCGUUUGCAACGCCAGGGUUGUGGGUUCGAUUCCCAUGGGGGGCCAGUAUGAAAAUAAAAUAAAAAAUGUAUGCACUAACUGUAAGUCGCUCUGGAUAAGAGCGUCUGCUAAAUGACUAAAAUGUAAAUGUAAAUAUAUAUAUAUAUAUAUAUAUAUAUAUAUAUACAGUAGGACAAUGCAGUAUUAACAACUAUGUAAAACAUACAUUAGUACAGUAUUUUUUAUGUUCCACUAAAACAUUCUGCUCCAGGAAGUGUGAAACACCAUCUCCUGGCCGUACUGCCUCGAGGGAGCAUUCAUCACUGGACGUUUUUAGUGGGUUCUUAAUUAACCCAUGAAGACUGCAAGCUAUAAAACCUUUUUUCCUUUUUUAGCUGCUCGGCGAGAGCAUGAAAAUGAGUUAAAUAAAUGCGUCAUUAGUUCCAGCACCGGGCUGUCAAAAUUCCUUAUCAAUUCACGCCCAACUUAGGCCGCAUUACUGUCGGCAGUGUGUUGGUGGGCCGUGGACGGGGUGCAAAUGUUUACUUUGAAUUACGGCCUUUAUUAUGGGAUUUUCAGUGUUGUUCGUAAAUCAUCGAAUGCUUUCUCUAUUUGAUACAUUGCUCAAAUUCAUUUAAUUUUACAAGAACACACAACCACACACACGCUCACACACACGCACAGAUACACACACACACACACAUAGACACAUAGACACACACACACACACACACCAUCAAAGGAACCCCAACCGCUCCUGGCUGUUGCGUCAUUCAGCAACUCAGAGUGUAUUAUAGUAAUGCCCCCAGAGCCCUCCAAACAAAUGGCUACCUUAAGCCCCAACAUAAACGCUGUGAGCUUUAGCUAAGCACUGAUCUCUCUCUCCUACAGCUCGGGAGGAAAACCUUGCCUAGCACUCUACUUGUCAAUCUUUGUCACAGUCCAGGCUCCCUCUGUUUAUUUGUCCUUGGCCCUGUCCCAAAUGGCACCUUAUUCCCUAUGUAGUGUAUUGCCCGUAGGGCUCUGGUCAAAAGUAGUGCACUAUAUAGAGAAUAGGGUGUUGGUGUGCACCCGUUAACACAACCGCUCUCUCUAUCCUGUAUAAAUGAUGUAAAGAUGUCACCCCACAUGGUGGACGUUGCAGCAGCAGGACUGAGUAAGGAAGCAGCUCUGUGAUUUUCUUGUAACUGUUGUCACCAGGGAUGUUUUACCGAAAGAGAGGGAGAUUAACAAAAAUAAUCUUGCUUGACAUUUAUUUGAUAUUUUCUGUGCAGCUUGCCAGGCCGAACUAGCCCUGGAGGGAACAGGCAGAUUGGACCAAACGCGGUUAAACCAGCAAGCACCAGGGAGGGUGGACCAAAUGCUGGUGAACCAGGAUGCAACAGAGCAAGUGGACCAAACGCUGGUGAACCAGGAACGAACUUACCAGUGGCUCCACACCCAGCCUGUGCACUCUGACAGCAGACGCCCAGAGAGGUGAGGUUCUCUACAGCUGAUACACACCAGUACAUGAUAUUGUAUAUGUCUGCAACUCAUGUUCAACAUACAGAAUAAAAAUAAUGUUGUACAGUAGGUAAGAUGACAUUAUUGUAGAUGAUAUAUACAUGCAGGUGAUGGGGAUGAAAGGGAUAUUACAUGUUUAUUACAUAAACAAAUGUACAAAGUUGGCAGAAAGUAUUGGCCCAUUAUAAAGGCUAAUGUUCUAGAAUCUAAUUGUUUUAGAACAUUAUGUCCCAAGAACAUUUAAAACAAUUAAAUGACUUCUUUAUACAGAAAUUAUCAUUUAGGAAAUAUAUUUAAAUAUAAAACAAGAAUACAGACAGUUUUUAUUUUAUUUUUAAUAUCUAGCAUUUUGGUGAAAAGAAUAACGAGCUGGUAGGAUCGGUAACAAAUGCAAUGGAUGCGGGGGGCUAUGACAUAUAAAAUAAAAUAUUGGGAUUGUGAUAGUAGUUAACUGAGAGCCAGUAAUGCCACUGAUCUGAUGUUUAUGCUGUGAUAGAUCCGAGAUCAUUUGUGUUGGAGUGAAACCACUAAUAGCAGAGUAUUGAAACCUUUCUGUCUGUCUGCAGUGAUGGUUUCCUCCCAGAGAUUGACCCAGACAUACUGAAAGGAGGCAGAGUGCAGCUCGUGGUGAGCUAUUUAUUUUGACUCACUGUUACAUUCCUCCUACGACUGAUUCACUUUCACUGAGUAAUUGACUCUCAUUCUGUCUGUAUCUUGGUUGCGGAGAAAGUCCAUGGAAGUAUGUAUUGUUUACAUUUGAAGUUUAUAUUCAAGUUUCACUCUAUAGUUCGUUUCCCAUUCCGCCUAGACUUUAAGGCCUUUCUUUUUCGAAAGGCUUAUUUCCAGUGUAACGACACUUUCAAUUUGAUCAACUCACGGCAAUUUCUUCAUUUGAUUUGUAGAAAUACCAGUGUCAGUGCCGUGUGGUUUGUGUAGACCAGAGAAUGAUAUUGAUGCUCGUCAGCUCUUUGAAGUUAAAAACCGCAGGUCUCCCUGUGCAGUUUGAAUUAUUUUCACUGUCAAAAAAUAACCACCUCCUUUCCCUUUCCUCAGCUACACACUGCCUUUCCGCUUUGAGCACAUGAGCGCUUAGUUGUUGUUGAAUGUUUUCAAAAUGUUGGGGCCAGUUGCGUGAGAAAAGUCAUGUUUGACCUUAUUUGAACAGUGUGUGUGUGUGUGUGUGUGUGUGCAGGCUGUAGCAGGGUACAGAGAAGGUACAGACCAGGCCCCAGUGUCGCAGGCCAGCGGAACGUCAACCUCCCCGCCUCGCAAAGAACACAAUCAAGCUCGGAGAAACUUUAUGGGGCAACUAAGUGAGUUUUACAUUUUUACUUCAGACUCACUAUUUAGCAGGGUUGGGGUCAAUUCCAUUUCAAUUCUGGAAGUAAACUGAACUUUCAAUUCACAUUUUCCUUAAUGCAUAUUAAUGAGGAAGAUUUGGAUUUGGAAUUUCUGUUUAUUUCCUGAAUUUAAUUAAUUUAAAUGUUAUUGACCCCAACCAAGGUACUAUUUAGUCAUCUAUUACCUGUUGCUGCAUAUACGCACCACUAAGCAUUUAGUUCAACAUACACGUUUUGUGUGUGUUUACCACUAUUUCAUAUUUAAUUAAAUGUGUCAAUUUGUUAAUAUAUUCUGAAGAUUUGAUCAUUGGAAUAUUUGUCCUUUGCAAGAAAAUGUAAGAUUUUCCUAUCCAAUGCUUAUUCCAUUAUUUGGUUUUUAGGUUUAAAUUAGCAGGAAUAUUUUUUCGGCCCUCCAUUGAAAUGUCACUAAAGACAGAAAAAAAUCUAUAUCACUGAAAGUAAGAGGGAAUAACCUGAGAGGAUUGAAUCACUGAGGUCAAAAAUUAGCAGAGAUAUGUGACCGUGCGUGUGUGUGAGAAGCAGUAUGAUAGCAGGCACAUGUGAGCAUUGGACCUAUCUAGAAAGACAAAAGUGUUGUAUAAUGAAAACCAAUUGCUGAUAAGCACUUUUUCAAUGAUCUAACUGUAAUCACUGUAGCUUUAGGAUGAGAUGAGCCGCCUGGACAGCGCACGUUCCAAACAGACUACUGUAAUAAAUCAGAUAAAACGAGGUGUGUGUGUUAUGUCUGUCUGUGUGCGUGUG